Podarcis lilfordi (Lilford's wall lizard) is the source of this 77037-nucleotide messenger RNA. Lineage: Eukaryota; Metazoa; Chordata; Lepidosauria; Squamata; Lacertidae. The record is from the annotation of a GenBank genome assembly.
GGCGUCUCGAGCGAGCCGCUCGCGCGCUGCCCCCCGCGUUCCCGACGCUCCCACCUUCUCUUGUUCUCCCCUCCUCCCGCUCCUCCUCCCCCCCCGCGUGCGCCAUUCCUCCCUCCCCCCUCCCUUUCUUCCCUCCCUCCUUGGACUCCCCGCUGUGGUCGGGUUGGGCCAAAGCAGCCGAGCCGGAGGGCGCAGGCAAGGCAAGGCGAGCCAGUCUCAGGGUUGCCAAGGCAGGGACUGGCUGGCGCCUGCGGGGGGACCCCCCUCCCCGCUGCUGCUGCUGCUCCUCUUCCUCCUCCCCUCCCUCCCUCCGCACUCGUCGCCUAUUGAGAACGACCCAGCCGGCUCCUGAGGAGAGAAGAGCGAGGAGCGGGGGGGAAGACGCCCCCCCCGGCCCCUGGGCAGCAACAUGAGGUGAAGUGUGUGCGUGUGCAUGCAUGCAUGCAUUGGUGUGUGUGUGUUUGGGGGGAGCCUUUUUGCUCUUUCCUCCUCUGCAAGGAGGGGAACCAUUAUGCCGAGAGGGGGGCCUUGUGGGUUCGUGUCCAUGGAGGGCUUUUCUUGUUGUUGUUGCGACGGUUUGGGGUGGUGGAGGAGGGGGAAGAGGUUGCAGCCGAGAACGGGGAAGCCUUGCGCGGGUGGGUUGAGGAAGGGCCCCCUCCCGAGUGGAGCGACUGAGGGCUCGAGGGGGAAACCCCGACGGGGUGGGCAUGACUGGGGGGGGGUCGUCUUAAUAGGGAAGCCUCGGGCGGGAUAUGGGAAGUGUCGGCCGGUUUGGAGGGAAGGAGCUGCGGCGAAAAAGCAGGGUUGGGGGGGGGGAGGUUUCUUUUCUCACCCCCAUGUUUUUCCCCUCUCCCCCCCUUCCAAAUUUUGCAUUGAUUUCCCGCGGUGUUGUAGUUGCAUGUCCUUCUCCCUAUCUCUCUCCCCCCCCCGCAUUGUUCUUUUCUCUAGAAUGGGGGGAAGUUUGCGUGUGCGUGUUUGCCGGCAGGAGAAAAAGAAAAGGGAUUGUGCUGAUGGUGUGACCAUAGGGAUAAUAAUGGCUCAUCUGGCGUGCAGAGCUUUUGUUGCAAGCAAGGGUUGUGGAAGAGCUUUUGGGGUGUGGGGGGGGGGGUUGCACAGAAAGGAAGGGGGAAAGGUGACACUGGUUCGUUUGGAGGGUUGAAAAACCACCUUUAUUUUCUUUGGGAGGGGCAACUGGAGCUGGAGGGAAAGAGGACGGGCUAUUUUCGGUGCCCUUUAUUCGCGGUUAAAAGCAAGGCAUAGAAUCACCUAUCCGUUCGCCCCAGCUACAGAAUUCAAGGCGUAGAAGUGAAAAAGAAUCUUCCCCCCCCUCCCCGCUCCAAUCUGAAAUCGGCGUAUGUUGCAUUGCAGCAGCCCCUGCUGGGUUUUUCUUUGUGUAAUCGAUAAAUAGGAGAAAAUCACAUACACAGCACUAGCAAUGACGAAUAUGUGUUUGAGUGGGUUUUCUGUUUCUGCUUUAAAAGGGGUUUCUUCACAUAUUGUCAGUAGUGAAGUGGGUAUCUCCCCUCCCCCACUCCCAUGGCUAAACGGUUUUUAAUUUCUGUAUUUUAUAUUCUUUCACCACUUUGACGCAAGACUUUGAACAGGGGACUUGCUAGGCUGUUGACCAGGCUCCAGGGGGACCCUAUCCUUGUAGUUUAAACUAUUGGGACUGGGACUAAAUUACUCCCCCCCCCAAAAAAAAAAAUAUUUGUCACUGUAUUUGAAUUUCCUUUGUGUUAAAGAUUAAUGACCAACAGUUGCCAAGCCCUUUAGAAUGUAAUACAAUAAGAUUCACAUGAUAUGGCCCACCACUUCUUUUCGUGAGACAAAAUGUCAAGUAACUUGACUUCACCAGGAAUUUUAAGUACUUUUAAAGUAAUUUUUAAGUACUGAAAAAAAGUUUAGCAGAGAACGUACAUAAGCUGUGCAAUCUUGGCAGCCUGCACCCACGUUUAGUACUUCUCAUGGCUCUCACUUGGUCCGUUUAUAAAUCUGUGGUUUUGUUCAUUCAUUUCAUUGUUGGGUGUCCUCCUAGUGUGUGAGCGAGGUAUAAAUGUAUUUUACAAAUCCUCUGUGAAUAUAUUGAAGAAACCAGCUAUAUUUAUACAACACACAACCAGAAAAUGCUAUAUAUUGUGUGUUCUAACUGAAUUAGAGCUGAGUGCCCUAUGUAUUUGUUUACCUUUAGUUCAGUCUAUUAUGGAUUACAUAGUAGCGUUUCAGAAAUCUUCCCGUUUACUUUUCCAGAAGUGUGUAUUAGAAUAUUAGAAACAGAUUAGAAAUUAUAAUGUGAUAUUUGAUGUUCUAAGUUCAAAUAUCAGAAUUUCUACAACUUUCGUUUGCAUUUGAUUGUGUCUUAGAAUACCCAGAUACUACAGAUUUUUUUUUUUUUUAAGGAUGGUUGUAUGGUUGUGAGUUCUUUUGUGGACACACUGAAACCCUUUUAAAAGUGCCUCCCAUUAAUUGUAGGGUAUGUCUGUAAUGUGUUGAACACAUGGCAAAAAGAUGUAUUGAUAUGUGUUCUAGUGUUGGUGUUGAUGGGCUACUAUGUAUUUAAACUUAUGUCAGCUAGCUGAAGUAAGCUGUAUUCCUGGCAAACAUUUCUUCAGAAGUGAGGGCAUUAGUAUGCUAAAUUGGCUGCCCUUGAUUUAUCAGUCAGUCAUUUUACUGUACAAACUACUUACAACAAAACUUGCACAAUUAGUUUUCUUAAACUUUAAUAUUUUCAAUACUUUUUAAAGACUAGAACGUACGUUCUUUGGAUUUUUAUUGCACGUAUUAAGGUCCUUAAUGCACACGAAAUGUUUUAACUAAGCAAGUACAUGAAGGGGGAGCAAACAAGUUUGUUACUAUUUAAAACACAUACUUUAAAAAAGUAUUCCGUGAUCUAUUGGCUAAUUUAUUAUUAUGAGCAUAGAAUUUAUCCUAGCCAGAACAUAACUGUUUAGUAGUGACUUUAUGUCCCUGCUGUAUCUUUAAGAGGUAUUCAAGUUUUGUGGCCUAUUGUUCGUAAUGGGUUGAUAAUACCAGUUUGAAACAAUAGGUGCUGCUAUAGCUAUAUUCAGGUACAAAUAAUGGCUUUGAAAUGUAAUUUAAUAUAAUAGCAAUGCAAUAUUAUAAAUAUAAGUUAAUAUAAUUAUAUAAUGGCAAGUUAAUAUGUAUGAAACAAAACAAGAACAGCUGUUUUAAAACCUCAUUAAUUCUGUUAGCAUUUACAAGAACAUCUUCUGUGGCAUGGUCCUAUUAAGCCAGUGUCAUGAAUUCGCAGAAGUAUGGAUUGCGUGUUUUCCCAGGAAGUAGUGAAAUCACUAUUUCUAUUCAGUACAGACAUGUAAUGUAGCAACUUUGGUUUUGCUCUGGUUUAGAACUGCAAGUCACCAUGGGAAUUGGGGCAGGAGGACUCCUGAUUCUCAGUCUCCUCUCAUUGAUCUACUCGGGAAGGAUUGUGAAGACAGUACAAGAAAAGAGUAUAUAGUCUUUCUCUCCUCUCCUCUUGGUUACUUAGGAUUCUGAAAAAAUGAAACGAAGUCAAGGAGAUGCAUUGCUGUGGGCACUUAGACAAGUAGGCCAGUCAGGUGGGUGACCUCCCUCCACUUUGCCAUCUUGGUAAAUGUUGUAUUGUGUGAAGUGUUGGGAAGAUUAUUCAUCUUCCAGUAUGGUGAAACAUUGAAUAUUUUUAGUGAUUUUGACCACAGGCAGGAAUGUACGCAGUCAAGGAGUUAGAUAUGCCAUUGGUGUUUUAAAUUCAGUUCCUUUGCAACAAUUACUGUUGGUGCCUUUGAAAAUGGUUAUGUCUAAUGUUGGUGAUAAUUCAAUACCUUUAAGUAAUAAGGUCUCUGAGUAUGAACAAGUACUGCAGAGUGGUGGGAUAACAUGUUUGAGUCAAAUCUGAAGUAUUUGUAAAGCAGUCUAUAUGAAUAGCUGGGGUUUUUUAGCUUUAGUUAUCUGAGUGAACAAGUGCUGUAGACCAUUGUGAGCUUUUGCACAUGUUGAAAUAGUAAGUAAUUUAGAUGUUUUAGUGCAUUUAUGCAACUAAUAACAUGUAUGAAAACUUGGUUAUAAUAUGGAUCUAGGCAAUACAGAGGCAAUACAGAGGCUAUACAAAAGAGAAGCAUUUCAGCAAUAAAAAGGCAAUGUAGAAUUUUUCAUUCUAUCUGGGUACAGAACAUAUGGACUCAGGUUCAUUAAGUGGUGUUGCUUGAAUGAACCAAUAAUGGGCCAUCUUGAAGAUAUAUGUAUCAUUUUAUAUAAAAUGUCCAGGGAUUUUUCUUACUUUGUCAUUUGAAAUGUGAUAAAACCAAAGCUUGAGUUUGAGUAUGGUUUCUGAAACAUUUCCCCUCCUUCUGCUUUCCUCACUAGUGGUUUCACUCCAAAGAAACCGCAGUCUGAAGCCUGAACCACAGUUUGUUAUUUGUUUUCUGAUCAUGGACAAGCAGUGUCAAAGUUGCUGCUUCACUCCUCCCCCACUCUUGUACCUGGUAUGGCUUAUUGUGUCAUCUGGACCUGGACUUGUGAUUUGUGUAUUUCCAAAUAAUCAUAAGGCAGAAGCCAAGGUUUGUUCUUGACUUGCCACUUAUGAUUUGUUUGGGGGCAAGAAACUGCAAGUUUGGGUUCAGAUAACUCAACAAACCAGACUAUGGUUUGUUCCCAACAGCAUAAAAGGAAAUGGGAGAAAGAAUGACACAAUUUAAUCAGCGCAGUGCUUGUUCAUAUUAAACCUUUGCGUUAUAUUCAGCUAAAUCAUUGCACAUGUGGAAUGACUUUGAGGAUGACGUAUCCUCCCCUCCCCUUUCACACCACCCACAAUUCUAUUUCAGAGAGUUAGGGGAACCCCAAGAGCAAAUUCCAAGGCAGCACCCCCUACUCAACCCUAUAAAAAGCAUUAUACAGAAUAGUGGUUUGCACUACCCACUAAGGAAGAGAACGACACAAAAAGAAUUCAAAACAGUAGCAAUCAGACAUUUAUUAAAAAUCCAAUUAAAACUAUUUAGUUUAAUUCAUCAAAAUUGGUGAACUUGAUCCAGGGAUGCCAGAUUUUCAAAGUCUUAAAGUCAUUUAUGUGUCCAUCACCUCCCUGCUGCCCCCUUGCCUCUUAGCACCCCCAGGGUCAGAGGGGGGGGUCCACAUUUUUGGGUCCACGGCUCCCUUGACCAACUACAUUCUUUCUGCGGCACCCCGUGGGCUCAGGAGCCAGAUUAUGUCACCCUUUGCUUGCAGAGCCGGCAGCCCUUCACCGCUUUUCAAACACCCUCCCUUGUGGAGUGUUCCCUCAGUUUCUUCUCUCUCCUUGGAAGUCCUCCAGGCAGCCACUGCUGCCGCCCUUGGUCUCUGAGCUGCCCCCCUUGCCCCAAAGAGAGGUGCCUCCUCACACUGCCCCACAGGGGCCUGGAAAGCACCCCCUGGCCAGCCCCAGAGGCACCAUUCGCCUGGAGAGCUUGCAGCCAGGGCUGCUGCAAGAAACAGCCGCACAAGCCUUUGGGAGGCAGAGGCACAAGAGGGCAUCAGAGGAGGGAGGGAAGGAAAGAGGGACAGAGGCCAGUGUUGCCCACGGCACCCCUGACCAUCAUUCAAGGCACCCCAGGGUGCCACGACACACUGGUUGAAAACCACCGUCCUAGGCAAUCCCACUGCUUCCCAAGGGGUGGUACUAUCCACUUUGGGAACCAAUGAUUUAGUGUAAUGUGUGAACCAGGUCACUUCUGUAAAACAAAGGAAGGUGUUUUUGGUGUAAUGUUUCACUGUGGUGUUUUUAUAGAUUGGUAACUUCAAGUUUUCCUACAUUUCAUUGUGGGGAGGGGUAAUGGGGAGAGAGAAUUUUCUAAAGGUCAUGCAGAAUUUUUGAGAUCAUUUAUUAGAUAUCCAUUUCCUUGCAGAUGUGCACAUCCAUAAUGUGAAAUUUCAGCUGAAAGUAAAAAUAAGUUUUUGCUAAUAUGUAAAUAUGAAAUCAUUGGUAGUAUCAAAAGCAGUAAAUUCAGCACAUUAGCAAGAAAACAAACUUCCUGUGUUUUUCCCAAAGAAAGUAUUUUCAGUUACUUUAGAACAAUCUGAUACUCUGUUUGAGACACCAAGAUGCUUCAUGUUAUUUUAGAAAUGUAAUUUAUAACUUGUGUCUAUGUUUAUACAUUUUUACCAAGCUUUAAUGCAACGUCUGAUAAAAGGAGAGAAGACCUUACCAGAGGGUGACAACAGUACAAACAAUAUAAACUCAAAGUGUGUUGAACAUAUUAUUGGCAUGACUAUAGUCAUACCAUAAACUGAAAAAUCAAAUUUCAACUUGGGGAAAUGUCAGUGUUGCUUGUUCCUGGGGAAAAUAGGUUUACCUCACAGUGGUUGAGAGUACAAGGGUGUUGUCUUGUUUCCCCCCAUAUUAAUUAUUAGGAUGAAUAGUUGAACAUGUUUUAAUCCAGUGCAGAUCCUAGACACAUUUCCUUUUGGUUCAGUUGUGGGUUAAAUGUUUGACUUGAAUGGCCCUGCUGUUUUCAGUCAUCGUUUCCCACUUUAGGAUUUUCUUUUAUACGAUUAUAGACAUUUAGGAAGCUACCUCAUACUGAAUCAGACCAUCUAGUUCAGAAUUGUGUAUACUGAUUGGCAGUGAUUUUCUAGAGUUUUUCCGUCUGGGCUCUCACUCAGUCCUGCCUGGAUAGGCUAGAAAUUGAAUGUGACACAUUCUACAUGCAAAGCAGUUGCUCCACCACUGAACUAUGGCCCUUUCCCCCUGUUAGCUUCUGAGGGAAGUGUGCCCGUUGAUUUUUUUCAGAAAUGUGACAUGCAGGGGACAGAGAUACAGACUAACGAUAUCUUCCUAGGAAGUGCUUUAACCCAUUUGUUGAGUCCACGAUGAUGUUGGAUCCACAAUGUUUGAUGCAGAUGUUUUUUUACUGCUCAGCUGUCUGAUGCCCUUUUAAGUCGAUGUGACAUACUGAAUUAGCGUCUUACAUGCGCCAUAUGUAAAAUAAAUAAAUAAAUACAUGCGUACAUACAUACAUACAGUGGUACCUCUGGUUGCGAACGGGAUCCGUUCCAGAGCCCCGUUUGCAACCUGAGAGGAACGCAACCCAUGUCUGCACACGUGCAUGGGUCACGAUUCGCCGCUUCUGCGCAUGCGCAUGACGUCAUUUUGAGCGUCUGCGUGAGCGGCGAAACCUGGAAGUAACCCGUUCUGUUACUUCCAGAUCACCGCGGGAUGCAAACUGAAAAGAUUUAACCUGAAGCGUCUUUAACCCGAGGUAUGACUGUAUGUAAGCAUAUGCUCUCAUCGGUGAAUUAUCUAUGAUUUUUCAGGAGUGCAUGGCCAUAAAAGUUCAAAUUCAACUGUACUGGUAAAACUUCAGUGUCACCUUGACAUUGUCUGUGUUCAGUCAUAAAUUCCAACCACACCUUGAUAAAUGAACCCCAGGAUCAAAUCUGGGUUGCAGUGCUAGUCAAACGUUGAUUCAGAUGUAAUGAACGUCCAAUGAAACUGGCCCUGGCAGUUUUAUUCACCAUAGUGAAUUGCUGUUGGGUGAGCAUGAUGAGCAAGACUUCUUCACAUACUUGAAGCGCUGCAGAUAGAGAGGUGGGUGGGGAUUGUCUGGCAGGUUUCUGGUCAUCCUGCUUCCUUCCUAUGUCCAUGUUUGGGUGUUUGGCAACUACAUGGCAAAGUGUCCAGAGCCCCACUGAUUCCAUUUUCUACUCUGGAGCAAGAGAGGGAGGGAUGCUUUUGCUGCUGUGCAGAGAUACAGGACACAUGCAGAACAGUAGCCCAGGUCAAGCUUGGCUCGAUGUUUUCAAGCAGGAAAAAGGGGGUGCAGAGGUCUUCUUUGCAGCUGCUGUUGGUAUAGGGCCAACAAUCUGGCAACAGUUUUUGGCUUGGUUACAAAUUCCAGUCAAAAAAUUGUGGACUUUGGAAGAAGCUCAGACAUAAAGUCAAACAUGGGUACCUCUGACUUACCUUAUUUUAGCUGAAUUGAAGAACUAUAGUUGCAAACUGGAAUUGAAAUCCAUGUGUUGAAGUGGGUUUGAAAAACAUGGUUGGUUUGGCAUAAUGUCGAAUUGACAAAUUGCAGUUGAGGCAAAUUUUCUACUCCGAAAAACUGCUUCAUUGUGGAGAUGGGAAGGCAGAAAAAGCAGACAAGCACAGUAAACAUGAUUAGACCAAUGGUUUAUCAACUUAUACCAUAGUUUGUUCUAAAUUGUGGUUAGCAUGAAGCAACACUCUUCCCAGGGAUGUUUGCCUGGCACCUUCAUUACAGGCACCAGGCAAAAACAGUUUUCUAUAACCAGGCUUUUGGCUGAUUAAACAUUCUAUAGCCUUUUAAAUGUGUUUUUGGGAGGGGGUUUUGGUUUGUUUUUGUCUUGUGUAUUCUGUGUUCUCAUGUCAUAUUUUUAUGUUGUGAACCACCCUGUGAUCUUCGGAUGAAGAGUGAUGUACAAAUUAAAUAAAUGUCUGUCUGACUGUCUUGCUGGUCUGGAGCUAUACCAAAACAAGUUCUUUCUAAAAAUAAAAUGUGUGUGUGUGCAUGCAUGUGUAUGCAUUCAAGCACACACAAACAUAUAGUGGGGAUACUCAACACCAUGGUUUGUGCAAAAGUGUUUCCCUUUGACAUGAGGGAUAAACAUUCCUUUUCAAGCAGGCUUUGGGCUGGUUAACUUCCUAUAUAUACACUUUUAAAUCUGUUUUUGUGGGUGUUUUCUGUUUGUUUUUAUUAUGUAUUUUGUGUUUUCAUAUUGUAUUUUGAUUUUGUGAACCUCCCUGAGAUCUACAAAUGGGCAGUAUACAAAUUUAACAAUAAGAAUAAUAAAAUGUUUUGCCCUGCAAUUACUUCUGGAAGGCCUUAGACACUUGGUCUUCAUGCUGUCAUGCUGAGCUAAGUCCAGGAUUGUGACUUUUGUCUUAAAUGAAGCAAUCGUGUUGUGGAACUGGGGAUUGCUAACCAACUGCUGCUCAGUUCUUCACCUCCAAAUUUGUGAGGGAGGCUGUCGUUUGCUACAUCUGCUAUUAAGCAGUGAAGCAUUCAUUGUAAUGAGUGAAAAUGUGAAAGCAUAGGUGUAGGGCACAUGUGUCACAUGCUGAAGGCCUAGGUUUGAUCCCCAACUUCUUCAUUUAUAAACAAAACCUUGGCUAGUAGGUUCUCCAAAGGACCUUUGCUUUCAAAUUAUUAAACCAUUCCGAGGGAAUUUGCAUUCGCAUGCUUGAUAACAAUGUUGCAGGCAAUAUUCUGUCCUGAUAAAAAGUAGUGGCUUGUGCAAUUCCGUUGUCUUACAGAGCAAGCAUGUGCAGAUGUCGGGGUUGAGAGAGCCAACUUGUGUGUGUUUGUUUGUUUGUUUGUUUUUGUUUACUAGAACUCUUUCAAGAUUCACCAAUCCAGAGUGCAAAAUGAUGGGUUUGGAGUCAGAUACCAAAUGGUGACCCAAGGGACAGAGUUCGUUAUCCAUGCCAUGCCAUGAGCUAUAUACAGUGUUGUCGCAUCACAUGCGCAUUUAACUUGCGCUGAAUCAAUUACAUGUGCUCAACUCCAGCUUGUAGCUUUCAGUAUUUUGUUUCUCUCCAGGGGGCCCCAGUGCCAGCUCCCUUGGCUGCGGCAACCAGCAGGGAAGUUGUGGUGUGGGAGAGACAAAGGUGGAAGGGAGGAGGAGGAGGAGGAGGGUGGCGGCGGCAGCAGAGAGAGAUGCAGGCUAAAGAAAAAGGCUAGAAUGGAUGGAGCUGGCACUUCUGUCUGCAUCCCUGUCUCCUCCCUUCCACCUUUGUCUCUCCUCCUCCUCCACUGCAACCAUUGCCCAGAAGGCUGCCACCGCCACCAAAGCUGAUCACCCCACUGUCAUGGUCAUCAGUAAGGGAACUGGGUUGCUGCUCCUGACUCUCACUGCAAUACCCCAAAGAGGCGGGAAAGCAGUAUGCAACUGCCAUGUGUGGAGGAGUGAAGGAGAGGUAAUGGAGACACUGAGAGGGCUUCUGUGUGGGACUUCAUCCUGCCACCCUUCCCGCCAGAAAGCAACCAGGUAAAUUUUGGCUAUACAGUAUGUGAAUUUGUGUACAGUGGUACCUCGGGGUAAGUACUUAAUUCGUUCCGGAGGUCCGUACUUAACCUGAAACUGUUCUUGACCUGAAGACCACUUGAGCUAACGGGGCCUCCUGCUGCUGCCGCGCCGCCGGAGCACAAUUUCUCAUCGUGAAGCAAAGUUCUUAACCUGAAGCACUAUUUCUGAGUUACUGCUGCACACUAUUAUCAGUUGACAUGCAAAAAUACGUACAAAUUUACUACAGAUCAGCAGGGAUCCUAACAGCCUAAUACGAAAGAAGAAAGAAGAGGACUUUUGUUGUUGCUGUUGUUAAACAGUUAUGAGUUGGAAAGUCUUUCAAGUCAUCUACCGACCCACUAGUAGAUUCUGAUUUGUCUUUUGCCCAUUCAUUUUUAGAAGUUGGAAUUGGGGGUCAUAUUUAUAAUGGGUUUGGCAUGACUUAUAUUGAUCACUGAGCCCACUAAUGUCAUUGCAGCUUUGCAAAUUGAAUGCAGUGUUCACUAAUACCAGCCCACCUUUUACUGCAUAAUUUGGUGGGUGUUGGGCACAUUCCUUAAGCAAUCCGAUCACUCUCUGUCAAAGGAGUUUUCCCAUUUGCCAAAGCAAAUUCAUUUGGAUAUUUUAAAAUCUCAGUACUGUAAACAGCUCACUGAACUGACUGUCAAUGUUAAACAUUCACUGAUAAAAUACCUGAGCAGAUUUACUAUUAUGCCCUGCACCUGAGUUACAUUUGAAGAUCAUUCAGAAAUAUCAGCUGAUCCAGAAUAUGGAACACCAGUUAUUAACUGGUCCUGGCCAAAAAGAGAAAACUACACUGAUGUAAUAAGAGUCCCACUGAUUAAUAGGUUUUCAGAUGCAAUUCAGUUGCACUGUUUUUUUUAAAAAAAGUAUAUGUUGUUUUUCAGACUCAAAAAAAUCACAAUACAAUAGAAAUAUAAAUUACUAAAUGCAACAACAAUAAUAGAUAAAACAUACAGCAUUAAAAUCCAUUUAAAUGUAACAACAGUGGAGAUGACAAUUAACAAUGACUGUAGUGGGCAAAAGCCUGCUAGAAUAAAAAGACUUUUACCAGCCAGUGAAAGAAAGAGGGGAGUUUGGAGUUCCUGAAAAUAAAAACUGCAUCACUGAACGGAUCAUAACAAAGGAUUCAAAUUAAGCCCCCAUCCCCCAUCAUCUUAGAUUGCGGGGGGGGGGGGGGACAGGCCAAGAGUGUGCCUUGCAGUGUGGGUGGGUCUUUGAGUUGAGAGAGGCUGUGGAGGUAGUUUAUUAAGGUUGAGAAGCUCCUUACAGCUACAAUUUUGAGAACCCUUACAAGCUACAGUUCCAAGGAUUUUUUUUGGGGGGGGGGAUGUUGAUGGUUAAAGUGAUAUAAGACAGCUUUGAGUAUAUUGUGUGGAUGUCACUUGUGUGUUCUGGAUCAUACAUUCAUGCAAACACACUUGUGUACACUUGUACUUGACUGAUACAUGUAAUAAUAUAUCUUUAGUUUAGAGACAUGGUACCCCAAAGGGAGAUUACCCUUCAAGUCAUAAUAUAUAUAGAGAGAGAGGAAGUCAACAACAAACCAGAAUUCAGAAUUUUAAAAAUGUAGAAUUUUAUUACAAGUUAAGACAUUGAUUAAUAUAAAAGUUGUUACAGAAUGAAAAAGGACUGGUUAAUCAAGUAGCAUUAAAGUCGGAUUGGCUGCUUAGUUGCAGCUAGGGCAGUUUGAGGUGGGAAAAGCCCCUGACCAAAUAAAAGGAGAGUUUAGCGAGAGGGAGAGAGAGAGAGAUAAGUAGAGCCCAACUGGUAUAAGAGGAGGAAUUAGAUAUCAUCAUUAUCAUUGUCAAUUUCAUUUAUAAAUCACUUCCCAUGGGGCAUGCCAAAGCAGUUUACAGAUAUAAAACAGUUGCCUAUCCAAAAACAAUAACAGCACAUACAUAAAAGCAAUUCAAAUUUAAUACAGAUACCAACUGUGAUAAAUUUUUUGAAGACUCCUUAAAAUAGGAAUGUCUUUAGCCGUUACAGCAACCUGUCUGAUAUGCAACGAGGGAAUUGAAAAGGGCAGGUGUCACCAUGACUAAAGGCCUGAUUCCAAUAUUGUGCGAAGUAGACUUCCUGAUAGGAUGAUAUCUGCAGGAUGCACUCUCCUGCAAAGUACAGAGAUUGGUUAGGUAUGUAGGGGAUGAGAUUAUCUUUUGGAGUAGUACACAUUGCUAGUGCCAGUGGGAAUAAACUUAAAGCGGAAGAAAAGAGCAGAGUUCAAAAGGAAAGGGAUGCUUCAACAAGGUCCUUCUAGAUGUGAGAGGAGGAGGUGGUGGGAGUGAGCCUGGAGUUCUUCAUUAGCACCAGACUAAUUAUUGUCCCUGGACUUACUGGAGCUGUGGAUGUCCAAGCUAUGCAAGUCCCUGAAUCUUGUGACCUUGUGAAACUUAAGCUUGAGUAUCACUGGGAGAGGAAGCACGUUCCAUAAAAUCUCCUAACUGAAGCAAGUUCAGAACAACAAACCAGAACAUGGAAAGGAAUAUCAAGGAGCAGGGAAGGAAAAGGGGACCAAGCUAGCUAAAUAAAGGAAAACGGUUGGAGCAGCCUGUCCGGUGAAGUAAUCCUCUUCCUAGACCCAUAGUACAGCCCAUGUGUCCAAAGCUCACCAUGAUGGGGGCUAGAGCAGCCUGAUCUGAACCAAACAGUUGAACUUCAAGACUGAACACUGAAACCUAGGUGGAAACCUAUUGCUUAAACAGGCCAGACUACACCUGGUGAGAAUUUCCUCUCAAGAUCCAGAAGUGAAAGGGUCUUGAUAGGUGACAAGGAGUUGCCAUGGGUGCAGAAUGGAUGCAAAAAAUGGUGGUAGUGAUUUACAGGUGACCUGUUAACUUCAACCAGGCUCUCUGGAGAAUCGAAUUAAAGGUGUGCUUUUGGAUAGCUUGAUUAAACUAUGUGUUAAUCAGCUAUGUGUUAAUCAAAACUAAGAUGAGGGAGACAUAUACAUGUCUGGAGCUACUGGUAUGCAUGCUUAAUGAGAACAUUUCAUUAGCUGAGGUCAGCAAAUACAAACUAAUUUAGAGCAUUGGAAAAGGUUUUUGUAUGGGUGCUUCUGGGAGAAGUUCUUCCUUUACUAGUUUUUCUCUGGAGCUAACUGAAGAAAUUUUAUGCUCUCAAAGUAGUGAAGGAAGCUUAGCUCUGAUACCAAAAUAAGUAUUGCAAAUACUUACAAAAAUAAGUAUUGCAUAUUUCUGAAUUUACCAAAAUGUCCAUUAGAAAAAACCCACCACACUUCCCCCCCUUCCUAUGGAUUCAUAAUUUCUGGAAAUGGUAAAUUUCUACCGAGGGUGUAGUUAUUCUUUAGAAUUAUUUGUUAUCGGAGUAAGCUGGGACACAAUUUCUGAAGGCACUGAAAAUGUGGUCUUGUGGGUGUAUGGGAGAGAGUCAAAGAGCAGGCUGAGUAGGGAGUUCUGGCAGUGGACAAUCAGUUCAUUAGAUGAACUGCAGCUUUCCUCAAGACCUAGGUUUAGUUUCCUCUACUGCUUGACUUCCCUUUUUUUCCAGAAAGAACUGUAAUUUGGCAAAUCAAAAGGUUUUCUACUUCCCUGCAGUAGAUUCUUGUUGCCAUGCAACAGUGUUACUUGGAGCACAAUAUGUUAAAUUGUUUGCUCUGCAUAUUCAUUUUAUUCCUCUAUAUACCUGUUGUAACAUCAGGGUUGAAUCCUUUUGUGCCUUCAGGUGGUAGAAGAGCUUUUUAUCCAGUGGAAGCCUCUGCUAAUGGAAGAGGAGGGGAUAAAGCUUUUGCCCACACCCCCCGGUUGCUCCAGAAGGUUGGAGGCAUUGUGGAAGAGAGCAGCGUGGAAGGUGGUGUAGGGAGCUACAGGGGAAACAGGGAAUCUGCAAAAACCACCUCCCCUCCAUUUCCAUUAGCUGAGAGAUCAAGGUUCUUCUGCAAACGGAAGAAUUGGACACAACACUUAAAUUUGUUAAAGAUUGGAUACAAAUUUAGAUCAUUUAACGUAUGUUAUAACCCUGGUUACAUAAAAAGUGACAUAGUCUUUAUUCUCCGAAGAUUGACACACCUGUAUUUCCAACCAUAUGAAAAAAAAUUGCUGAUUUAUUCUAGACUAUGGGUUGAAUCCUAACCAUAGCUGUCAACGUUUCCCUUUUUUACGGGAAAUUCCCUUAUUCCGAAUAGGAUUCCUCGCAAGAAAAGGGAAAAGUUGACAACUAUGAUCCUAACAAUCAUUAAGUGGAGUUUUACACAUAGAAUAGGUUGGAAUAGACUUUCCCACCCACUUAUUGGCAGUUCACUGUGCCCCUCUGAAAGUCUACUGAAUUUCAGGAACAACUUGCAAGAAAUGGUGUGGGGAUGCUCUUAAGGUUCAGAAACUGGUUUUCCUCCUAAGUCCCGUAUCAGACAAACUUACCACAAUUUGCUGCUCUUUUCUAGAGAAUCAUGGCAUUCAUUCAGCCUUGGCUGAAAUUUGAUGUCUUGUACCCCAGCUUGUGCUCAAAUGAGUUCUAUUACAAUCUCAGGAAAUGAAUAUACAUCUGAAACAAGGCAGAGAAUAGAGAAACCUGAACACCCAAGAAUGAUCCUUAUAGGGUAGGGGUGGGGAACAUCCAGCUUGUGGGCCUACUUAGGUUUCCCAGGCCUCUCAGUUUGGCUUACAAGACUAUGCCUACAUAUCAGCUACCUGACAUCAUGAUGUCAUAUGAUAUCAGGCACAGAGAUCUGUUGUUACCUUUGAUCUAAGCAUUAAGUCAGGAGUGAUGAAGCCUUCACCCUUCAGAUGUUGCUGAAUAUAAUUCCCAUAAUCCCCAGCAAGACUGGUCAAUAGCUAGGGAUUAUGGGAGUGGUACUACAGCAGUAUCUGGAGGGUUCCUCACGUCAGCACUAAGUUUUCCCACAGUGCUAAGUUAGGAGAUAUGGCUCUGCUGCUGGCUUUUAAAGAGCAAAGUUGUGCCUACUCCCAGUUUCAAAUUUGAAUUGUCUGAUGUCAUGUGAUUGACAGGUGGGUGGCCAGUUGUCGAUCCAGUCCUGAAAAGGCUGAAAAAGCUUCCUCAUCCUUUUACAGAAGCUUGCCUGUAAGAGCAGACAGUCGAGGGAUGGUUCAGAGCUGAGAAAAGAGUGUAGCUCACAAGGACUCCUUGGACAGCAGGAAAAGAUUAUUUUAUAUUGCCUCUUUACCUGAUGAUGCUAUCCUGAGUAUAUUUUUUUCUCCUCUUCACAUUGGGCUGCACCAGUGCUCUUUAAUGGGCUGUAACAAUAUUAAGGAUACUCUGUCGGUAGUCUCACAGAGAAAGCAGCUAGCAGCUAGUCUGAGAAAGUGAAUGCAAACUUAAAACAGCUUUUAAAAGUCAAAGCUGCUUUUUAACAUUUGAUCAAUAUUGUGUAGAUCACAGCUUCAGAGCUACUAAACUUCUAAAGCUUUUAACUUUGGUAAUUUGCUUUUUUUUUUUAACUUCUGUUUUGUGCCGUGCUAAAUCUACUCUUAAAUUUCUUUGCCUUGAGAGUUUGCAGCACCUGUUUCUCCUCGACUGGAUGAAACAGACAUUUGGGACUCAAUGCAUGACUGAUCGACUGCUUUUUUGAGGCUUAACUUUAAAAGCCAACUCCCCCCGUGUAAAGUUUUUUUAAAGGCAAUUUUUAAUCUAAAUAUUCAAAGGGCUUUUAAAAUAUGUAUAACUAUAGUUGGAUGAUGGAACAAGUUGCAGAGGAAAACUUGGAGAUUGUCAUUGACAGGUAAGAGGAUGUUGGCUGAAUAUUUAUCUGUCUUGGAUGGUUUAUAUACAACAUAUUGAGCAUGAAAUCUUGAAGUUCUGGAUAUUUUUGUUUCGAGUUUUCUGGCACAAGGUAUGGUUUUAAGGCAGUGGAUUGGAGAAAGGUGAAGGGAGAGGAUAUAUAGCUAGGCUAUAUCUUGCUUGCUCAUUUUUCCAUUCAUUAUUUUUAAGACUUUGUUUUUUAAUAGAUGCAUGUUGAUACAUGAUACAACAGAAGUAAUAAAACAAACUUGAGUGAGGGAAAAAGCAGCUAGCUGCCUUUUAAUUAAAUUCUACAUUUGUCUGGAAGAUCAUAGGGCAAUACCAGUCUGUCUUUAAUAAAUGUGCUUUGAUCUUAAAUGCCAGCCUUAUUGUUUUGGGCAGUAGUACUUUCCCAUUUUGGGGUGGAAACUUCAUAAUGGUAUUGAGAUGAGGAUCUAGCAGUUUCUCAGAAGAUUCCUCACAAUUUUUGGAAGACACGUUUAGGGCUGUGCCACUGUCUAAAGAUGCAUGCAUUAUAGCACUCUGCUAUAGAUAAAUGCUGAAGAAUCAUUCAUGCCAGUGUCUUUGAGAAAGGAGCAUGUAUUAUAGUUCUAGAACUGCACAUUCAUUUACCUUGGAACGAAGAUUCACUGUUGAGCCGUACCAUGUCUAUCAGUAGUAAUCCAAGAAGGGAUGUUUUGUUUCAGUUCCCAGGCAGUAGAAGAAUAGUCCUUAACCUAAGGUGCACCAUUGUAAUCAUAAUACUACCCAACAUAGGAGGUUGUACCUUUGAGUCUUUGUUGACAUGUUAAAGAAUCUUUCAGCUGACUCUAGGAUUACAUGCUUCUCUUACAAUUUGCUGUCCACAUGUCCUAGGACUGGCCUCUGUGCAUUUCCAACAUAAGUUUCUAUCUGUACAGAAAUGCUUGCUGCUUGCAAAGAGGGAUCUAUAUUCACCGAAGUAGGUUUGGCAGUCAGGUAUCUCUCUUACACCUGCAAUUCUGUGGUUUUUAUUUGCUUUUUCGUUUGCUGUAGGGCCAAACUAGAUUUGUGGUGUGUGGUUGCAUUUUGCAGAUCUGGGUUUUGUUUUGCUUUUUUUUGUUCUUGGGACACCAGGACACAAUAGCAAGAUCAUGGCACAGGGGAAGAGAUUACUAUUGCUGCCUCCCCAUACCUACAUAUCAUAAUCUCAGUCCUGAUUUAUCCUCCACAUGCCUGUUUAUUCCUAAUUUACCCCCCCCCAAAAAAAAAACCACACACACCCUGCCAUGAAAUCAUAGGCCUGCUCUGUAUCCACAGUGUGUUCUCUAAUUUAGCAAUGGGUUUUACUGUGUGGGGAAAAAAAUCAUGAAGAUCCAAUGAGCACUUGUGUCUUGGAUCAGUGUUUCUGUGGUGCUGAAAAGAAUGGGAACUCUUGAUUUUUACUGUGCAGUUUACCAAUGUAAGCUUUAAUCUAAUGGUGGGUUUUUUGUGUGACCCUAUGCAAAACCAUGUGGGACGCAGGUGGCCCUGUGGGUUAAACCACAGAGCCUAGGGCUUGCUGAUCAGAAGGUCAGUGGUUUGAAUCCCUGUGACGGGGUGAGCUCCCGUUGCUCGGUCCCUGCUCCUGCCAACCUAGCAGUUCGAAAGCAUGUUAAAGUGCAAGUAGAUAAAUAGGUACUGCUCUGGUGGGAAGGUAAACGGUGUUUCCGUGUGCUGCUCUGGUUCGCCAGAAGCGGCUUAGUCAUGCUGGUCACAUGACCCGGAAGCUGUACGCCGGCUGCCUUGGCCAAUAAAGCGAGAUGAUCAUUGUAACCCCAGAGUCGGUCACGACUGGACCUAAUGGUCAGGGGUCCCUUUACCUUUUACCUUUAUGCAAAACCAUGUACACUUCAGGAAAUCUGCUUUAACUCUGUUGCCUUCCGAAUGCCACAUGUGUGCAUGUGCAUGCCUGUUUCCCUCCCUAGUAUGUGUGGAAUCAGGGUAAGAAACAGCCCAGGGGUGUUGGUGCCCAUGGUACCCUCAGAAUUCCAAAUGAGGCCAAACCGUUGGUGGCCACAUAUCUCUCAGUCUAACCUACUUAAGAACAUGAGUACAUCAGACUGAAUGCCUACCUAGUCCAGCUUUCUGUUCCCACAGUUGCAAACCAGCACACAAGCAGGGCCAUGAGCACGGUAGCACUCUCAUCAUGUUCUCCGGUUGUUGUGGAUAAAGUGUUGGUGCUGAUGAACCAUGUAUGCUGCCCUGAGCUCCUUAGAGGAAAGUUGGACUGUAUAUAUAAUAAAUAAAAUAUAUGCUACUGUUGUGCAUAGCUAAGGUGUUUUGCUGGUCCUGUCCCCCCCUCCCAGCAUAACCCAUAAAAUAGCAUUUAUUUGUGCCAUGAUAAGCGAUCAGACGACUGAAAAUCUGCCAUUGGUUUUGGUAUUCUUUCAAAGGUAGGAAUGUAGUAUUGCAUAAUUCCAGUACUUAGCCAGUCAUAAAGCAUCAUUGCCUUUCCCCUGUAAAGUGGAGGAACAGUUUCAUGCUGCUUGCAUUCACUCAGUCACAUCUUGAACGUUUUUUAAAAUGCUAGAAGGCAUAAAACCUGUGAGCCCUGCCACAUUACUUACUGGUGAUGGUAUAUGCCCAACAUGAUGGAAGUCAUUGUGACAUGGGAAAACGCUUGCAUGCAGUCUUGGAAUUGCAACUCACCUGGAACUGUGCCCAUUAGUUUAAACCAGGGGUCAGCAAACCUCUUUAGUAGGGGGCCAGUCCACUGUCCCUCAGACUUUGUGGGGGGCCAGACUAUUUUUUUUUGGGGGGGGGAUGAACGAAUUCCUAUGCCCCACAAAUAAACCAAAGAUUCAUUUUAAAUAAAAGCACACAUUCUACUCAUGUAAAAACAUGCUGAUUCCCAGACUGUCUGCCGGCCGGAUUGAGAAGGCAAUUGGGCCAGAUCCAGCCCCCGGGACUUAGCUUGCCUACCCAUGGUUUAAAGUGUUAUGCUGGUACUGGUGGUGCUUACCACUCUUAUUUUCUUAUUUUAAUGGUGUUUAUUUUAAUGGUUAUAUUUUUGGAACCCACCCUUGGACCAUGGAGUGAAGGGUGGGCUAAGAGUACAAAUCAUAAUUUUUAAAAUAGAUCAGUUUGACUGCUUUGUGUCACAUGAACAUCCAUGGGUAAAUUUUGCCUAUUCUGUGGUCACAUGACUGUUGUGCUGUUCAGUGAUUUUUAUUUAUCCGUUUGGUACUAAAAUUGCUUUGAUUUUCAUAAAAUGUCUGGCAUAAACCAUCACAGCGCUAUUGGAAGUUUGUAUUAUGAGCUCUUAUUUGAUAACAUAUGCUAGUUUAGAAACAGCAUUGAUUUACAAUUUCACAGUUUGCUUGUCUCAAAAUAGACAAUAGUCUGUAAUUGCAUGUAGAUGUUUAUAUAUUCUUCUAAUGCAAUAUAUAUCAGUAAGCUCGUUUUAGUGCAAAAUCUCUCAGUUGAGAAGAAUCUUAAAAUUAAAGUGCCUUUUGUUUGAAGAAUAACUCUGAAUACAUUAUAACUAAUUUCACUGAGAUGUAAUUAGCAGUACUUGUGUCUUUAAUCUUGCAGCUGUACCAAAUGGCUGACAAGGCAGGUGCAUCUGAUCUUUCCACCUGUUCACAGAGCACCAAAAUAUAUAUGGAACUAUUUUUCCUAGCUUUUAAAAAAAUAAACUUCACUUCAGAUGAUUUUCUUGGCAGUAAACCUGUAGCCUGAAUAUUGUAAAAAUUGUCCAUAGUAGUUUGUAUCUAGUCUAAGUACUGAACAAGUAAUGCUGGCCAUUCUUUUAAAUGUAUUAUUUCAUACAGAGAUGUGCAUUUAUCAAACUUAUGGUUGGAACUUCUCAUCUAUGGUGACAUGAUGUGCAAGAACUGAUAUGCAGUUUUGGAGAGAAAAUUGUUGCUAUAACUGUUCUAGGGCUUGCAAGCCUGGCACUGUUCUCCCUGCCCCCGCCCCGAAAAAAACCCCUCAUUUGUGACUAAGGAACAAUAAGCUAUUUCUUUUUGCAGUUAGGUUCCCUUCAAAGCACUGCCAAUCCAACUUGUGUCUCUCCAAUUAAAUUCUAUUCUUUGUGCUGUAUUAGUUAAGUAAAGUUUUGUGGACCACUUUAUAGCAAGUGACUGCAUUUGGAUGGUGAUGAUCUGAACUGGGUCAAUAUGUCACAUGGAAAUAGGAAUAUGUACAGUUUGUGAAAUGCCUCAUGAUAGCAGAUGAGCCUGUUUGGAACAGCUUAAUUCCUUUAUGGGAUUCCCACUGUUUGUCCUUGUAGUACUGCUGCCUCAGCAACCAAAUCUGCAAUUAUUCAGUCUCAUGGCUUGGCGAAUAUGAUCUGCAACCUAGAAAUAAUAGUCACUUAUCAUCAAAAUAGAGAUUUGGAAAGUGCAAUAGGUAAAUGAAACUAUUUCUUACUUUGGGCUAAAUCAUAUAUUGCCUUCUAGGAAUACUCCUCUCAAAGUUGUAAGGCGAUUCUUCACUCUGGAGUUACUGCAAUAUGUUAAAUAUGAUGUAGUGCAAAUGCUGGUAACAAGAAACGCUUCACUGUGCUUCAGCAAUUGAUCAGAGACCUAAAAUUUCAAAAUACCCAUCUGCAGUAUCACUGACAAUAUGGAAUUUUUUCUUUGUGAUUAAUACUUCACUUUUCCAAACUUUUGGCAACAUAUUCCAUUGUCAGCAUCUACAGCAGGGAUGCUGGGUUUGGGGGGAGUUGUAUGAGAUAGAAUAUUCUAACCAAAAGUUUUAUGUAGUGAUCGUAGUUAUGUGGUGAUUGAUUUUAUGAGAUGUAAUUAUAUUUAUGUAAUUAUUAAUUUUACUUCUUACUUGUUUGUUGAAAGUUGCCUUGAAGCUUUGGCAUAGGUGAUGCACAAGUCUAAUAAAUAAUAUAAUAUUAAUUUCACAUUUAGCAUUUUCUGUUUUAGCAAGUUCAUGGCAGAACUGUGCUGGUGAAUGGAUUCUUGACAAAAUGGGUCAGACUUGGAGUGGCGAAUCUCACUCUCCCAGUCUCAGUAACCUAAGGAGCAGUGCCAAAAGUCUCUUGACUGGAGGGAAGGAGAGCAUCCUGGCUUCCUCUCAACCAGAGGUUUCUAUUACUGUCCUCUACCCAGCCAAAUUCCAUCUUAAAAUUAAUGCUCUGUGUUUUUCUGCCUCCAGCACUGACCGUUUGAGGUGUGUUUAGGGUAAUGUGUACUUUGUUCUUAACCUGUAAUUGUGAUGGAAUUUCUCAUGGCAUCUGUAAUUUGCGAUUUAAACCAUGAGAUAUUCAGAUGAAAUUGGCAAGAUUAGAACCUGACUUUCUAGAGGCACUCAGCAGCAAAUGCAGCUGGCAUCAUUUCUGUGGAACAUAGAAGGGCUUAAUCGGAUACAUGGAGCAUUGGCAGAAAAAAAAAUGAGUGUUUCGGAGUAUCAAUUUACGCCAGUAAUGCCUUAUUUGUGUAAUUGGCAUUAUGCUGCAUUGUUUAUUGUAAGCUGUUUGUGCUCCAUGAGAAAAUAAAAACUUGGUUUAAAAGCACACCAAAUUCUACAUCAUGCUAUGAUAGACCUGCUAUGAUGGAGUCUUGGCUGUUGCUAACUCACAUUCUCUCAGCAUGUACCCUGCAAAUAGCCUUUUAAACAGUUAUUUCUAAAGAUGCCUUAGGCUGCAGUUGUAUACCCUUCACCUACUACCUUUGAGUAAGCCACACUAAACUAAGUGAGGUUUACUUUGGAGUACACAAGACCUCAUGGCUAAUAGGCUUAACAUUUUAAGCUGGCAGUUGUAAUAGUUAGGCCUGCUAGGCCUGUGAUUACAAUGAGGAUUGCUGGAAUAACCCAGACCUUCCAAUAUUGGCAGCGGGGGGGGGGGGGGGGUUUUUCCUGAACUGUGUGAGUUUACAGUAAUUAGUUGUUAAACACUGAGGCGGCAUAGGAUAUUGGGAAUGUCAUGGCGGUUUAGAUGUAGAGGUAUAAGAAGAUGGGAUGCAUGCAGGAAGUAAAAUUGAUGAAGGGGAAAUAUGGAGAGAAGUAGGAAGUUGAGGCCCACAAGGAUUGGUAUUGAGGCGUGUGUUUUUUAACUUGUUCAUAAAUGAUCUAGAAUUAGGAGCAUGCAGUGAGGUGGUCAAGUUUGGUGACAAAGAUACUAAAUUGUUCAGAGUCAAUAAAAGGAAAAAGAGAUCAUGAAGAGCUCCAAAAAGACCUCUCCAAACUGAGUGAAUUGUUGGUAAAAUGGCGAAUGCAAUUCGUUCUGAAUUAGUGUAAAGUAAUGCAUGUUGGGACAAAAAGCAUUAAUUCCACAUAAAUACUCAUGGGGUCUGAACUGGAGGUGAACCUCCAGGAACCUUGGGGUCAUAGUAGAUUGUUCGAUGAAGAUGUCAACCCAGUGCAUGGUGACUGAAAAUAGCAGAUCUAUGCUAGGGAUCAUUAAGAAAUGGAUUGAAAAUAAAACUGCCAGGAACAUAAUGCCAUUAUAUAAAUCUGUGGUGCGGCCACAUGUGGAAUACUUUGUACAGUCCUGCUCGCAUCACCUCAAAAAGGAUAUUCUAGAGUUGUAAAAGUUUCAGAAAGAGCAACCAAAAUUAUCAAGGGGAUAAAGCAACUCCCCUAUGAAGAAAAGUUGUAACUUUGGGGAGUUUUCAAUUUAGAGAAAGGCAAGUAAGAGGCGGCAUGAUAGAAGUAUAGAGAAUUAUGUGCAGCUUGGAGAAAGUAGAUAGAAAAAGUUUUUCUCCCUCUCUCAUAACACUAGAUCAGGGGUAGGCAACCCGCGGCUCCGGAGCCGCAUGUGGCUCUUUUACACCUUUGCCGCGGCUCUGGGGCGGAUACUAGCGAGGGGAGGAGGCGCAUUGUGCGCCCCGACACUCCCCACUGUGGCGGGCACUGUACUGGCUGUGACGUCGCAUGGGGGCGGUGCGUGCGUUAGUCACGCACCGCCCCGACGUCACCUUCCCGCCCGCCUGCUACAUUGUAAGGGGCAUGUACGCUGGUCACUGCAUUGAAAGGGGGCAUGUACGCUGGUCACUGUUUUGAAGGGGAGUGAAGAACACACACACACAAAAAGGUAACUUGUUAAUUUAACGUUUAUUUCUAUGAGGAGGAGUAAUUCUGAGGGGUCAAACAAAGAAAUAAUAAAAAAGUGACAAAAAAGUUAUUUUUAUAAUGACGAGUUUUGCGGUUCCCAGUUUUUUUUUCUUCGGAAACGGGUCCAAGUGGCUCUUUUUGUCUUAAAGGUUGCAGACCCCUGCACUAGAUCUUUUGGACACCCUAUGAAGCAGAGUGUUAGAAGAUUCAGGGUGGAUAAAAGAAAGUGCUUCUUCAUAGCUAAACUAUAGAACUGACUCCCAUAAAAAAUGAUGGGCCAGACUGAGUGAAGUCUUCCAGUGUGUGAGCUAGUGUAACUGGAGAAUUGUCAGAGAGUAGGCCCUACUGAGUAGGGCAUAGUGUAUGUGUGGAUGUGAUUUUUAAGUGCAUUUGGAACACCCAAGAAUAUGUUUUGAAACUAGUGCUGUUCACAUUUGUCAUAUCUUUCCUUUGUUGGUUUAUUGUAGAGUUGGAAGGGUCCCCGAGGGUUAAUGCAUUUUCUUGAAACCAAUAUGUCUCUUUGAAUAGGAUAGAUAUUGUUUGUCACUUUAAAAGUGAUUUUCAAAUUCUCUGUCUUCCACUUCCAGGGAAUCCUGUCCUUCUCUUGUCAUUUGUCACAGAACCCCAGCAUUUUGCAAACAGUUUUGGGUUUCAUGCUUUGAGGCGGGCUAUGCUGAAGUCAGUCUUGCAUAGUCUAAAAUAGGGAAAUCUCCAUGAUCCAUAAGAAUGCAUACCCGGGGCCACUUAACACAGAUUAGUUAUGCUUUAACAAUUAAGUGGGCCUGAUAGGAAUCUCUUGAGCUGGACAGGAUAGCUGGAUGUACAUGUACGUUCAGUGAAAUGUUUCAACAAACAGACAUGCACACUAUACAAUUGGUUGUAUCUUUUCAGCCAUUUUUAUCUACAUUGUAGGGAAUGUUUAGUAGCAGUGGACAAGCCUGUCUUCAGAAAAGCCUUUCUGCCAGUAUUGAUUGAGUCAUAGAUGAUUCCCUGAUAAGCUUCCAAAGAACUCCAGGAUUCACCAGUUCCAACUUGAAAACUACUUACAUAAACAAAUGUGAGCAAGGUCAUAGAAACAUAGCAUUGUAGAUUUGGAAGGUAUCCCCCUUCUAGUCAUCUAGUCCAACCCCCUGCAAUGCAGGAAUCUCAACUAAAGCAUCUAUGACAGAUGGCCACCCAACUUCUGCUUAAAAACCUCCUCCACCUUCUGUGGGAGUCCAUUUUUGUCUUAGAAGGUUACUGCCGUUAACAGCAUCUGAAGUGAUAAAAUACUUCCUGUUCAAGUCCGCAUGGAAAUAAUUGAAUGGUAAUCCCUCUAAAAGAAUAUUGGCCAUAUGCCACACUAGUGGAGUGAGUCAGUAGUACGGUCUUUACUAGCAUUGCCAAUUAUAUAUAGGUCAGUGGUAGAUGAUGUAUAGGUUAUUUCCUGUGGUCAUGAAGCAGAGAGUUUGUCAUUAAAGUGUGUGAAUUUUUGAAAUAACGCUGCUCAUCUAAAGGAUGCAUACAAUCGAAUGCUUGGACUGUAACAUGGAUUGCUAAAACAUGUACAGUACCUUGAAACUAUUGGCUCAAUUUAUAGGAAUGUGCCUCAUGUUUGGCUGCUUCUCCCCUUUUGCGCUCUGUUUCUUUCCUGUACUUCCUGCCCUGCAGUUUUUUUUUUGUUUUGUUUUUUGGCAUCAUAGCCUUUGGGGGCUAAUCUAGGCUUCUAAGUGCUGUUUGUCAGAUCUAGCUGGGAUAUUUUUGACGGUAUGCUAGUUGUAUGUUCUUUAGGUGAAUUGGAUAUCUUGGUUGUUUUAAGUUCAGGUAGCUAGCUGUGUUGGUCUGACGCCAUCAAAAUAAAAAAGUAAAAAAUUGUCCAGUCGCACCUUAUAGCCCAACCAAGCUUAUACCAGAACAAACUUAGUUUGUCUAUAAGGUGCUACUGGAUAAUUUUUUACUUUUUUAUUUUUAUUUGGUUGUUUUAAAUAUGUUGUAUUUUAUGCAUUUAUAUUUUAUAUUGUUGUAAACUGCUACAAAUAUUUUCUAUAAAUAAUUAAAAAUAAAAAUACUUAGCUCUGAUGUCUAAACUCCACAAAUUCUGUUUACUGCUAACUAUAGAUUUCCUCAAAAUGGAUUUCUAGUUCUGGUUUGGGUGGUACCCUGUGUACUAACUGUGGUUAGUGGGAGCAUAUUUCUGAUGGCCAAAGCAUGGUUUGACUGACUUCUUGACUGAGCUGUUGAGGCUUGCUUAUCAUAACAAUAAUUCUAUAUUUGGUGUUGUCUAAAAAUUUAGAUGCAUUUUGAACAACUUUCUGUGGCAUAAGGGCAUUGGGAUACUGUGCUGGUUUGGAACUUAGAGAUAUGUGCCAUAGCAAUUAAAUGAAACUUCACAAUAGAAAAGGCACAGACGGUGCCAUUAUGAGAUUUGACAUUUCAAGAGCUGAUUUUAAAUGUGUUCAUCUGUAUGCACACAUUGAAUAACUACUGCUUUUUAUCUAGCCCUGGAAUGAUAGAAAUGAGAGCUCAAUUUAUGAAAAGUCAGUAUGAGCAGAAGACCUGAUUGCAUUAGCUUUAAGAAGCAGUGAACGUUUUAAGAUUUUAAAAUACCCUUACUGCUUAAUUGUAUCCCAACUUUUUCUCCAAAGUGCACAAAGUGGUGUGCAUGGUUCUGCCCCUCUUCAUUUAAUCCCCCAAACAACCCUGUGAGGUAGGUUAGGCUGAGAGGCAGUGACUGGCCCAAGGUCACCCAGUGAUCUUUAUGGCUGAGUUGGGAUUUGAAACAUAGUCUCUCAGGUACUAGUCUUAUCUGCUGUACUACACUGCCUCUAUUACUACUGUAUAAUAAGUACAGUACAGACAUAUGUCUGAAUGUUUCCUGUCUCCUGAAUCGUGGUUGGGUUGUAGUAAAAUUUGUCUUGGGUGUGCUGUGGAUUUAACUUCUACACGGGAGGCAAUGUCCUGCAGUCUCAUUAUGUGAACGAAGGGAGUGAACCUUCCUCCCUCAAUCUCAACCAAUGGGAGAGUUCCUAUGAGGAAAAGUGUUCACUUAAGCCGCAACCAUUUCGCGCUUGUCCAGUUGACACAAGACAGCCAAUGUGUGGGUCUUUUGGGACACGGGAGAGGGCGGGACAGGCUUAUGCAUUCUCCACUGACAUGUGCGGACUCCAGGAAUGGAACCCCUGUGCAAAAUGGUCGUCAUCUGUAUGCAGAAUUCAGGCACCUUGUAGAUAAUAACAUCAAUUUGUACCGUUUUUUAAAUAGAUGAAAACGGUUGAUAUGUUGUGUGGAACACUUCCAGUCACCAUUAUUUUUUACUAUUUAUGUGUAGUGAUUUAUAGCCCACCUUUCUUAAAUUAUGGAACAUAAGGCUCCCCAGCACCUGUUUGACCUUCAUUAAGGGUGUACUAGGCAUGUGUACUAGGACUACUGUUUCUUACUGGAGUGUCAUCAAAAUAUUCAUUAGCAGAUGCUGUGCUAAUAAUAAUGACACUAAAGAUAUGGAAUGCAGAUUGAGAGACUUGCCUUAUCCCUUACAUACCCAGUAAGUUAAUGUGGUCUGGGAGAGCAGCUUCUUCAAGUUCUGAAGAUCUCAGAAGCUUCCUCCACAGUAGGGCUGGGCAAUAUAUCGGAAUAUCAUCCAAAGUGGUUGGACGUCUAUAUUGUGAUAUCAGUUUCAUAAUUUUUGACCUGGCAAUAUAUCGCAAAUCAUGAUGUGUGUGUGUGAGCUAUGCAAAAAUCACAGUGGGAAAAACCAUGAAGCCAGCCAAUGUUUCUCUUGAUUCCUGUAGCCCCUAUUAACUCUGCCAGCUCACCUCUCCUCUGCCUCCUGCAAGUGGGAGUGAAUCACAAGAGCAGGGGCUGGCAAAAAUCACAACGGCGGGAGGGGAACAGUGAAGUCAGCCAGUGUCUCUACAUAGCCCCUUUAUAUCUCAGACAUCGUGAUAUAUUGGCGUAUCACGUUGUUUAACUGGUGGUAUAUCAUGAUGUUGAAAACCAGAUACUGCCCAGCCCUAGCUGAAGGGUGGUCUUUCAGUUUUUGAAAUAAAAUAAAAACAUACCCAAAUGGUUUGACACUACUUAAGCAAAAUUAUUUCCCCUAUAGCCAGCAAGAGGAUAGAGAGCUACAGUAAAGGCACUUUUGACUGGCUUUUAGUUGAAUCAAGUAAUACUCGCUAAAAGGUGGUGCUAGCCAUUGUGGGCUUUUUUUCCUUUUAGCUGUCAAGAUACUGGGAGGAGUUUCAAGGCUAGCGCCUGCCGUCUACUAUGUUUUGCAGUCUUCACUGAAUAUUUUGCAUCUGUUUUUAAGGCAUUCCCCCCUGCCUCCUUGUUUGUACUGAUUCUCACUUCACAAUUUGUGCAAAGCUUUUCAGAACAUAGCAUUAAUUAACAAUAUGAAUAGUGGUUCUUCAGUGCAAGAGACGAAACUGUUUUCCUUUAAAAUAUCUGGUGAAUGCUAAAACAAACAAACAAACAAAAAACCCUGCAGAUGAUUAGCAAACAGGUUAAGAAAUGCCACCUAGUCUACAAUUAUUUAUUAUUUAGCAAAUAGAACUUUUUAGAAAGCUUAAGAGCACUUGCUGAUUGAUACAGCAUUCUUGUUCCCCAAGGGCUGUUCUACACAAGUGAUUUAUAACACUUAGGUAGGUGGCAUGCAUACUCCAUACAUUAUUCUAUUUGUAUAUGAAGAAAGAAAAAAAAAAUCCACCAGUAAGUCUUAAAUUACUUCUACGGUUCUUGUAGAAGAGUAACAAUUGUGCUUAAGUACUUGAAAACAACACAUACACCUCUUGUAAAGUGAUCUGCUACAAUGGUAAACUGUUUCAAUGCUAUCUCUAAAAGUUUGCCUGUCUAUAGUGUGUAACUAACCCCUUGUUUGGGGGUGGGGGAAUCUAGAUUACUAUCUACUCGUUCAAGAACUAAGGGUUGUAUCCAGCUUGCACAAUAGACUUUUCAUUCCUCUCCUCUUCUCUGCAACCCUCUGUGUACCCUCAAAAUCUGCACCAGAGACAAGAAUACAUUUUCCCUCCAUAUAUUCUAUAUGUGUAUACUGAGCAGUUGUGACUGUGAGAGGAAUUAAGUCAUUUCUCAAAAAUUGCUCCAUGUAAAUUAGUUAUGGCAGAGUUCUGACAGAGACUGCAUAGACUUAAUGCAGGAACGGUAAUGCUGCUCUAACAUGGUAGGUACAGUCGUACCUUGGGUCUUGAACAGAAUCCAUUCCGGAUGUCUGUUCGACUUCCAAAAAUGUUCAAAAACCAAGGUGCCACUUCCAAUUGGCUCCAGGAGCUUCCUGCACUCAAUUAGAAGCCGCGGAAGCUGCAUUGGACGUUCAGCUUCCAAAAAAUGUUCGAAAACAGCAACACACACUUCCAGGUUUGUGGUGUUCGGGAGGCUAAAUGUUCGAGUAACAAGGUGUUCCAGAACCAAGGUACAACUGUAUCUUGUAAGCUUUUCUGUACAGCUUGCUCAAAGUUUGUUACAAGAAAGUGAAAGGCAAGACUGCAUACACUGAGAUGUGGUUUAAUGCAUCACAAUUCCAGGUUGCCUUAGAAUACCAGCUGGUAUUCCCAGAAUAGGAUUGGUUGUCUAAUAUGUAUCCUGCUUAUUCUGCAGCAUGUUCCCAUCAUGAACAUCAUGAAGUAGCACAUGCUUAGCAAGCACGUAUUUACUUGUUUGCCAUAAGCUUGCCUUCAAGCAUUAGUGUUCAGCAUUGGAAUAUGUAGUGAGCAUUCAUUGUAUUGUGAAGCUGUCCUUUGAUAGUAGGCGAGUGCCAGAACCUUUACAGCUGAAAAUGAAUCUGUUAGAUGCUUCUUUUUAACAUAUACAGGGAUGUCCAACAGGUUGACUGCAGCUAGCGGCUCAAUUAAUUUCCUCCGUGGGGGGAAGCAUCCGGCCCUGGCCCUCACUCGCUCCCCUAAAAAAACAAACAACAAUUUUGGUGUCCCCCCCCCAAAAAUGGGUAGAUCACUGCCAGCUUUUUAUUGUGGGAGUAGAUCGCAGUCUCUCGGGAGUUGAACGUCCCUGACAUAUAGUAAUAAAAUUUCCUGCACUAUUAAUAGUUUAAUUCAUAAGCAUUUUUAAAUGCUAAAAGUAAAACUAAAAAUAGCAUACUUGAUGGAUUGCAUAUUGUGCAUAUUGUGCUCAUAUUCAGACACCCAUGCAAGUUUUGAUGUCACAAAAAAUGAGUACUUGCCUCAAGUAGCUGUCAUGUGCUAUGAUGACCCCUUGCUUCCUUGCAGCCUAAGGACAUCUAGUGAUCAAAGAGGGCAGACAGUUCUGCCCAAGACUAGGCCAGUCUUCCAAAACUUUGUGCUCUGUAUUUGGCUUGGGUUGAUGGGAGUUUGUUUAUUUUAAAGCAUUUCUAGGUGGGGCCUGCUAAAAGUGGCUUACAGCAAUAAAAUGCAACAUACAGAAAAACAUGACUCUACAAAAGAAAUAGAAUUGCCCCCCAACCCCCCAGAAAAUCCAGUAGAACAGCAGAGAAUAGCCAUAGUCCGAACAACAAAACAUCGCUUAUGGAAGGCAAGUAAGAAAAAAGUUCUUCCAAAAUCCUUGAAGCCAGGGCAUUUGAUUGCUUUUCUACUGAGAGGGACUUCCAGUGUCACAGGGUCCCCAUGUAAAAGGGCCCUCACCCUUAUGUCCAGUAAGAUCCUGCCAGGUGGUCUGAUCAUCUCACCGGCAGUGUCUGCAUUUUGGACCAACUGCAGUUGCAUUCUAAAGCAGCUGAAGUUUCAAUAAAAUCAUUCCAUCAAAGAAAAACAACAAAAAUUUCAACAGCAAGGACAUUCUUAUCAAGUAGGCCAUUAACCAGCUUGUCAUAUUCCCAGCAAAUGCCUGGGAUAAAAGAUGAGUUUUAUUUUUGUGCUAAAAGGAGGUUAAUGAUGACCUCCUUUUAGACCUCACUAAGGAGAAUUCCACAGCUAGGGAGUCCCAACGCAAAAGGCUUUGCUCUUGGUGAACCUCCCUCACAUGGAGAAUGCCCUCAGAUGAAGGGUCCGGAUAGGUUCGUAUUGGGAGAGGCAGUCAGAUAUAUAUUGUGUAUUUUAAUUUUUUGCGGAUCGAGUUACAUUCAGUAGGACUGUUUCGGUGUAAUCUCCCAUAUGAAGGAGCGAUGUGGAAUGAUUCCUUUGGAGAAAUACCAUGAUUAAACAGCUGAGGAAUGAUUUUGCAGGAGUAGGACCUGUCUGUGCUGCUCUAUUUUUUAAGGUAUUUUUAACCUGCCCUUAAACAGAAUUGCUGGGAUGGAUGCAUUGUGCUCAUCGAUCUUUUCUGCACAACCUGUGAAAUCUUCCAUGCCGAUUUUCUGCUUGUAUUCCUUCAUAACACUUUAUGCAGAAGAAAAUGCCCUUGCCUGAAUGCCUGUGAUAGUUACUUUGUAGUAGCUUGGUAAGAGUUUCUCCAGUUGAGUCCUGCAUACACUUCACUGUUACCUACUACAUUUAGAGAAUGAGUUCAGGAAGGAAAAGAAUUAUAGCAUAUGGCUAAGAUUUCAGUGGCAUGUUUAUUUUAGGGACCAGUUACAUUCUUGCAAGACUACUCUCUGACUUAAUUAGAAAUUGGGACAUUACUUUCAAGCUUCUAGUCUAGUUGAGCACUCAAAAGUCUUGAGAAAUACCCAUUGCGGGGGGUUAUACAUUUUACUAUGAGAAUUUUAAGAUUGUCUGACAAAGAGCAGCAAACCAUGAAACUGGCAGAUAUACCCUUGGCUGUGCUCCAGCUGCCUGUAGCAAUGUAAGUACACACCAUAGCUCUUGCUUGUGAUAAAACGUACAGAAAUUCGGCUUCUGAAAGAUAAUACAAACUUUUAAAUUAAUUUAAAUUGUUGUUGAAAAGAGGUUGAUCUCUUUCUGAUAACAAGAAAUUAAUUGUUGCACGUAGUUUUUUAUAUGCAGCAAACUAUUUUUAGCACGAAUAGCUUGAGCACUACAAAACAAUUAACAAAAUAAGAAUUAAAGGUACAUUUGGAAGAUGUUCCUGCAUAUGUGACUUUCUGACAGACAUAAGGGAGUGACUGAUAUCCCACAUGAAGCGUUUUCUCUGAGUACUUGUAAGAUAGUUAUAUUUAUCCUUUUGAACCUUUUAGGAUUAAUGGUGAAAGUCAUUCUUUACUGAACAGUACUUGAACUGCUCAGGUACUACUUGUUUUCUUAUUAUUAGGAUAAACAGAAAGGUUGAUCUGGUUUCUCCUUGCAUCAUAGAUAAAAUGUUUUUAAACAAAAAACAAAAAUGGGCUGUGUGCCAAGAAAAGGUUUUUGUACCAAUAUAAUUUUGUAUCUUAGUUGCUUAAAGCAUGCUGUUUUCCAAAAACAUUUUAAAAGGGGAAAAUGAGUCAUUACUGGUUUUCCAAACAAAGUUAGUGUUUAAGAUUGAACAGUUACUAUCUCAGUAAUGCCAUUUAUAACUAAAUCCAAAUAAAUCUUACAUUUAACUAGCAUAGUAAAUUAUUUUGUUAGGAAAACAAAUCUUCAGUUUAUAUAACAGUAGCAUAAUCUAGAGGAAAAACUGCAACUGAAAAGGCAAAGAAAAAGCGACUUUGAAUUGAUUUACCUUUUAAUAGAUAAAGUUUGUUCACUGUAAAUCAUGGGUGGCAUUCUACUAAAGUUUAGAGUAGACCUGUUGAAAAUAAUGGGCCUAACCCAGCUCAUUAAUUCCUGUGGUUCUACUCUGAGUAAAACUUAAUUGAAAACUAGCUCAUGGUUCCACAACACAUUUAAAAGGGUAUCGGAUGUUAAUCAACCCAAGACCUGAUUUCCCUCCCAUCCAGCAGGGUAAUGAAUGAGUAGGUCUGAUAUGUAUAAAAAUAUAUAUAAUGUGUAUAAAAAAGGAUUCAGAGCAGGAGUUAGGGGGGAGGCUCCAACAAACAAUGCAUACCAGUAAAAUACUGCAUUUUCUCCAGUACCUCAUUUUGAUACACUGUGCAUUGAAACCUCUCAGUUAUUGUGCUUGCACAUUUUGAUUUAGUUCUCAAACUGCAAUUCCCUCUGGAAAAACUAGUUAAGUAUUCUUGUCUUGUCUAGCUAGGCUUCAUGUUGUCUAUUGGUGACGGUGCAAAUACUCUGGGGUUAUUGAUUUGGUUUUUUCCGUUUAUAGCAUGAAGAGACUAAAUACCUUUGCAAUAAAUAACACAGCUGACAUACAUUGGUGUACUCUAGAAACAGCCUUAACUAAAAUAACUUCUACUUUGUACCAAGUAUAGACAGGGGUAUAAAGUCUGAGUAAGGCAAGUGGCAUGAUCUGUGUUUUGCAUCCAAUAUCUGCAUCAGAAUUGUGAUGGAGAUAUCACUAACAUGCCCCUAAAUGCUUUACCACUGAGUAUCUGCUUAAGAUCUUAAAUGCCAGAAAAGCUAACCUAGUCAACAUGGUGAGCUCUUUGGUCAGGAACCAGCAUUUAACAUUGGAAUGCAGUUAGCACUUAACACUAGAAAAUAACUAUGGUUUAACACAGAUUAGUAGCAUGCUGGUACCCACUGCUUAAAAGGCUUCUACAACAAACCACAAGCUCUAGCUGCUCGCUUAUUAGUGCAGCAGAGCUGCUACAUUUGUGUUGGUGGGUGAUCUGGACUAAUUCUGUGCAGGUUUAUUUCAGUAAGCCAGUUAAAUAUGAAGAGAUGACUGUCUUGCUGCAAGGCUGCUAUAUAAAACAGGUUAUAGUUUUCUAGGUAAUAUCCUAAAUCUUCAUAAAUAACCCCAAUCCAGGUUAACUGUGACCUCUUUUUCCUCCACCAACACUUUAGUUUAUACAUGCUGAAAUCCUGUACCCACUUAUCUGGGAAUAAGCCCCUUUGAGCACACUGGGAGCUACUUGUGAGUAGACCAUGUCUAGGAUUGUGCUGUAACAAAUGUUUAAAGAUAGAUUAACAUAGUUUGUGAUAGAGAACGGACUUCACUCUUGAUGUUCAUAACGCUCAUCUAUGCACUGACUCUACUGCUUGUGUUCUCUUAAACUAGCAGACUAUCUUCUCAUUUUUAUUCAACAACCAUGACCUGAGAAUGUUUUAGGACUGUGCAAAUGGUCUGGUUUCAGUGUACUUUACUGAAGUACAUUGACUUUAACUUUUCCCAAGUCUUUGAGGAAAGGGCAUUGUACUCUGGGCAUUUCUGUUGGAUCUAGAAGUAGGGUUGUUGUAUCUAAAAAAAGAGCUAUCCAAAUAACAGCUGGGAAAGUAUGCGUCAAACACCACAAGCUAGUUUGUCUCACUCAUGAAGCAGAUGUCCUUGCAGUUUCUUUGAGGAUGAGCUAUGUAGUCAUUGUUUUUAUGUUUCAUUUUUGAUAUCUGAUUCUAUUGUAUUUUUAGUCCUGUUUUUCCCGUAUCAUGGUGGAUGUUUUCUAGCGGGGAAGGGCAGAACUUGAAUGGGUUGUUUAUACUUCAAGAUUAUACUGAAUAAAUGGUUUAUACUUAAAAAAUAGCUGAAUGUGAUACUCUCCCCACCCCCCGUUUCUAUAGAGUAAUGUGGUGGUUUUCUAGAAAGAAUUUUUUUAAAAAAAUUGCUGCCCUUAAUUGAUACAGCCUGUGUUAACAUUUUUAUUUAAUUUAUAUUUAGAGAACAAAUCAAAACUAGCAUUUCAUGUUAAAUUUAUAUGCUGUAUAAUCGCAAAAGCAAAAAAAUAGUUGAACUGACAUAUUUCAAACGUGUAUUUAGUGUGGUUUAACUAUUAUAAUGAAACAAAUUCAGACAAAUAUUUUAAGACAUGACAACUAAAUAUAUGGAAGUUUAUACUGCUAUUUAAUUUUUGGGGGUGGGGGGAUGAAAAUGCUGAAAACUGCCCGGGGUGUUGUCAACAUAAAUCUGCAGGUUAAUGGCACAUUUGACAAAAUAUUUGAUCCUCCUAUAACAGGGGUAGGCAGCCUAAGGCCUGCGGGCUGGAUGCGGCCCAGUCGCCUUCUCAAUCCAGCCCACGGAUGGUCCAGGAAUCAGCAUGUUUUUACAUGAGUAGAAUGUGUCCUUUUCUUCAAAAUGCAACUCUGGGUUAUUUGUGGGGCCUGCCUGGUGUUUUUACAUGAGUAGAAUGUGUGCUUUUAUUUAAAAUGCAUCUCUGGGUUAUUUGUGGGGCGUAGGAAUUCGUUCAUUUCCCCCCAAAAAAUAUAGUCCGGCCCACCACAUGGUCUGAGGGACGGUGGACCGGCCCAUGGCUGAAAAAGGUUGCUAACCCCUGUCCUACAAGAUAGCAGGGUUUUUUAAUGUUAUUUUUUCUAUAUUUUUCUGAAUGCAUUGUUGCUUUCAGUUUGCUUCAUGUUAUUAUGUAGCACUGGAAAUUAUAAUAAAAUUUAAUAAAUAAAUAUGUAGUAGUGAGAGAUGGUCUUCUGAAAAGAUUAAAAUGCAACUUUUGAUUUUAGGUUUGACUAAGAACAUUCAGGUUACUUUAUAGUUGCCCAGUUUGACUUGAACCCUGCCAUAUUGAAUAAUUUCCAGCCAGUCUCCAAUACUCAAGUAUGUGUUCUGUGCUGGUUGGAUAAUGCCUUGGAUGAACCUAGCAGCUAUUUGUUCAGACCAGUAGAUUAUGUUAGCAGGCUUUUUAACAUUAUGCUCCUUUUUGUAAAUCCUAUUGAGCCACACUCUGCUUUAUGUCCCUUGGAAUCUGGGCUAAAAGCCAGUUAUUCCCAGAUGAAUAUGGUUCAUUGAAUAUUUGGGCAGUUAUAAAUGGAAGAAGAAUCUGUGCUCUGAAGUUGCAUGUUGAAUAGGUCUGGUUCACAUCUCAUAUUAAACCUUAGUUUAAAACAAACCAUGAUUUAAUGAGAAUGAGCAGUAUACUGCUACACAAUGUUCAAAGGUUACUGUGGCAUCCCAUCUCUGCUUUUCCACCACAAAUUAAACAAGUCACAGUCUGUCUUGUUAUGUUGUCCUAAUCUGGGGCUGUUGGUUUGUUUCCUCCAAACAAGUCAUAAGUGGUAGCCAAGGUUUCUUACUGGCUAGCGUUUUGUGGUUUGCUUGAGGAAACAAAACCAGGAGCCUGUGUUCUGUUGGCACGACAAGCCAGAUUCUAGCUUGUUUCAUCCAUGGUGCAAUAGGAGGGAGGGGGAGCUCUGUGAGUAGCAUUCACUAGCAUAUUAAACGUUCAGAUUAAACCAUGGUUUGUUUUAAACAACUGUGGAGGCCUACCUGUAUUUAAAAAUAAAUAAAUCAAGAGAAGCCUAAUAGUUAAAAGCAAGGAUGCUUACUGAAUCUCUGUUGGAAGAAUGUUCCAUAACCUGGGACCGGUGUCACUAAAUACUGAACUUCUGGUUGAGUCCGGUCAGGCCUCUAACAUUGGGGGGGGGGGGAGAUAACUAGCAGUGCUACUCUGGAUGACCUCUGUCAUCAAACUGGGAUAUAAAGGCUUAGGCAGUCCUUAAGGCACUGUGAGCCCAAGUUGUUGCUGUAUUUACAAUGUUUAUUUUCAGUCAUUUUAAAGCUGUAUUUAUACCAAUUUAAUAUUAUAAGCCAUUUUGUGAAGAUUUGUGCUUUGAAAAGUGGGUUAGAAACGUAUGAAUUGCAAGAUUGGAUUAUUAUUAUUAUUAUUUUAAUGACAUAAAUUGGUCCACUGUGGUCAUCCCUCCUCUUCCCCUAUUCAGAAGAAUUAGAUGAACUGUUUGGGAACAGUGUCUGAUUGGACUAAUGAAACUAUGUAUGAACGUUUCAGAAUGGGAAAUGAGUGGUAGAAUGUUCCCUUCGUUUUGAAAAGGUGUUUCCUUUCAUAUAGGACAUUUAACAUCACUUGUUGUUUUUUUCCUUCUAAUAAUUUGUUUUCCCUUGUUUUCACAGUGAGCAGAGCAUCUGCCAAGCACGGGCUGCUGUAAUGGUCUAUGAUGAUGCUAAUAAGAAGUGGGUACCAGCUGGUGGAUCUACUGGAUUUAGCAGAGUUCAUAUAUAUCAUCAUACAGGCAACAAUACAUUUAGAGUAGUUGGCAGAAAGAUUCAGGAUCAUCAGGUAAGUGAUUAAGCUCAAAUAAUUAAAAUGGCCUUUUAUUUUAGUUGGUCAGAUGUAAAUGUUCUCUUACAUUGAUGGAAGGAGAUGAACUUUUGGAUCCACCUCAGAUCCUUUUACUUAAUAGAAUAAUAGGACAGUCAAACAGGUCAGAGGCUUUCAGACGAUUUUCACCACAAAUCUACAUUUUUUAUCAUCUGUUGUCUCUUUUACCAAAAAAUAAAUUAUGCCAACUGAGUGGAAUUACCGUAUUUUUCGCACCAUAGGGCGCACCUGACCAUAGGGCGCACCUAGUUUUUAGAGGAGGAAAACACACAAAAAAAUAUUCUGAAUCAAAUGUUGCACUAAACUAUUUAAAGCAGCAAAGCGGGCGGCUCCUGUCCGCUUUGCUGCUUUAAAUCGAGCCUCAGAGGAGGGAAGGAAGGGGAACCAUGGCUUAUCUAAGUCCAGUUAAUAAUGCUGAGCCUGACUUAUGGCCAUCGAGAUUAGCCUGGCCGUCUCAGUGGAAAUCUGGAGAGGCUGAGGUGGACUUUCCAGUGGUCAAAGUGUGGUUGUGUCUUCCUGCCCGGCAUCUAUUUCCUGCCCUCUUUCCCCCCUGCACCCCCGCACCCUGCUUCGAGGAAAGGAAGCGGAGCCAUGGAUCCUCUGCUCGCAACUGCAGUGGAUUCCCUCCACUUUGAAGCAGGAAACUUUGCUGCUUCAAAGGGAGCCCAGGAGGAGGGAAUCCUCUGCAGCCGCAAGCAGAGGAUCCAUGGUCCCCUUAUUUCCCUCCUCCGUGGUCGCUUUGACGCAGGAAGGUGGGAGAGGAGCUGCUUACACGAGUGUAAGCUGCUCCCCUCCCACUUUGCUGCUUCAAAGGGAGCCCGGGAGGAGGGAAUCCGCUGCAUGGAUCCCCUUCCUUCCCUCCUCCGUGGUUGCUGCUUCAAAGGGAGCCGGGGAGGAGGGAAUCUGCUGCAGCUUCCCCCACCUCCCGCAAAAUCGGCAGAAGCCGCGAGCUCUUUAAAGGGGCUGCGCGGCUUCUCCUGGCUUUUCUGGGAGGUGGGAGAAGGGACUGAUGCAGCCAGUCAGUCCCUUCUCCCUCCUGGGGAAAAGCCCGCAAGAGCGCACGAAGCUUGUGUGCGGCUCUUGGGGGCUUUUCCCGCCUUCCUCCCCCCUGCAUUCGCUCCAUAGGACGCACACACAUUUUCCCUUGCUUUUUAGGAGGGAAAAAUUGCGUCCUAUGGUGCGAAAAAUACGGUAUCCGGGGUUUUGGAAUGUAGAAUCCAAAGAGUUGGUGUAGGUGAGAUCAAAGUUUCAUUUAUUGAUUUAACAAGCCAGCUAGUUCCUAUUCACAGUUUCAGAUGAAGAAAAUAGGAUUAUUAUGUUUUUACAUCAUGCCACUUAGAAAAUAGCAAGGGUCCCUCAUUGUACUCACCCUCACAGUGUGAUUUCUUUGUGAACUUUACUAAAGUCCCAGUCUGCUUAAGUGGAAAGGAUUGCAUUUGUGACUUCAACAUUCUGAUUUUUAAAAACCAAUAUUAGUAUGUGUAUUGCUUACCUCUUGAAAGAUCAGGGUAUCAGGGACUGAGAAAACAGAAACAUGUGUUGCAACAGAUUCAUGACCGAGGAGUCGAAGGUAUGUAAUUGAUAAUGUUCUGAAGACAAAAUGAAGAUCAUAGUGCAAAUCUUUAGUGCAGCUGCACCUGGAAUAUUGUGUAGAGUUCUGGUUGCUUCACCUCAAAAAGAAUAUUGUAGAGCUGGAAAGGGCUCAGUAAAGGGCAUGACCGGACUGACCAUGACAACGAAGUGAUAUUCACCACCACUACCCCAUUUCCAGACAACCUCCCACACCACAUGGAGCAAAGACUAAAUCAAGGCUAUUUCCUGCUCUCUGCAUUGGACCCAUGACCACUUGAGACAGGCCCAUGGUUGCCAUGGAGGCAAUGAACUCCCAGACUGGACCUGAGGCAUGCUCAGCAUGAAUGUUGAAGUCACCCAAAACCACAGAACUGGGGUUCUCCAGCAUCACACUUGAGACAAGCUCAGUCAGGGAGGCUGAUGAGCAGCAGGGUGGCCAGUACACCAAUAGCAUGCUUAACUGAUCUCUUAGGCCCAGCGUCAGAUGCAGACCCUCUAGUGCUGCUCCAAGGAAGGUGGUACAUUAUGGUGGUAUGUGAAUAGUCUCUCCAUUCUGGGCUGAUGUCACACCAAGUACCUGGGUGGGCAGAGCUGAGUCAAAUUGGCCUACCCGGCUGCCCCACCCAGGUCUCGGUGAGACCCAGCCUCAACCAGGUCAGCCUGCUGAACCACACUCAGAUCAUGGAUUAGCAUUCAUUGCGAACUGACCUGGUAUCCAGCAGAAGAACCAGCAGACUGAAGGGGACAGUGUUAGAUUAUCCAUUGAUGCUGCGAUAAGGGGGAGUUUAAUGAGGAAUAUCAGGCACAGAUACCUGUCAUCAUCCCUUCAACAUCUCAUUCUGUAAUGCCUACCCUUCCCUUCGAUCACCUUCUACUCUGAUAUCCUUCCCUCAAGACAUAUCCUGUAUAUGGAACACUCUGCAAAAGUAAAAGUAACAAUAUACAUUUUAUCAUGCCACCAGGCCAUGCAGACAUCAAUCCACAAUAGGUCACAUGUACAGCCCACCAUAAAGAUGUCAAGCCACAGCUGAGAAACGGAACAAAGCCAUCUUGUACGGGAAUCCCACCCCAUCUCUCACCUGGGGUAUAAGCAAGCACUGCAGAUGGACCAUAAAUAGACACCAACAGGUGCUGUAAUGAAAAUAUUGUCAUUCAGCACUCAUUGGUAAAUAGUAACUGGCCCUCAAUAAAGAAAACUGUAAAAAUUCUCCAUCUGUUCCUGUCAGCUCAUCUAAUGUAUAAAUCCCAGAAUCUAGCCACUUCUUCCAUAGAAAGAAUUAUCUUUAAAUCAGGGUUACCCCAUGAAGUUAAUUUAACUAUCAGCAUAUGGAUCAAAUUAUAGCCGGCAGGCCAGCAUACACAGUGACUCCCUAGUUGCUGAAAUUGGUGAUGUAGACCCUUUUUUACAUGUAUAGACUGCAGCACCACCCAUCCCAAAAGAGGUAUUACAUGAGCCACCUCUCAAAUUGCCCAUGCUGGGCCAGAUUUGGAAAGAUAAAGUUUGGUUUGGUUUGGAAAUGGGGGGUUGGAUAGACCCCCCUAUGCAGGGAGGUUUGGACUUUUCAAGUCUGGCAAUGGGCCGUGAGAUGUUUGGGGUUGUGGGGGCUCUUAAUUUUGGAGGGACUUUGAAACAUGUUCUUAAAUACCACAUGGAGCUUAGUCUGGACUAUGGAAAAGGGGCUGAUUUGUCGAGAUGGGUCAAAAGCAUUGUCAAGCUGGAGUUCCCAAGCGUGAAAGGAGCAGGAGAUAAAGGAAAAUACAGCUAUAAGUAUGAAGAAGAGCUGCGGAAGGGACAUGGAAGGGACUUAAGGGCCUCGGACAUAAGAUUGCCAGGUUAAUGCGCUAGAUUGAUGAGAUAGAAAGGACUGACAAAACCUGGGACCAGGAGGAAGAGACGCUGGAUGAAGAUUGGAUUUUUUUUUGUUUUUUUGUUUUUAUUAGGAUUGUUUUAUAAAAUUGAUGAAUGUUAGAAAAAUGUUGGAACGAAAUUAUUUGGCUUUAGCAAAAAUGUUUAAAGAAUUAUGUAAGAAUAUUAUGGUUAUGAGAAAUUGGUAAAAAUAAGAUUUAAGUUUUAAGCUUUAAGGUUUUUAUAGUAAGAUAAGAUUAAAAUAGAUUAAGGUAAAGUAUUGACAGAAUAUUAUGAAAUAUGGAAAGGAUUUGCUGCGACAAUUAAUAACCAGGAUACAAAAAAUGGGAGGAGGAGGAGGUCAAAGAAAGAAGGUAAUGACAGUUAAGGAUUUGUUUUUAAAUGUUUGUGGUAUAUUUUUAUUUUUUGAGCGUGUUGUGCUAUUUUUUGAUUUUGAUUUCUAUUAAUCUGUAUUGUUUGACUCUGGUUUGUUUUUUCUUUGUUUUUUCCUCUCUCUUUUUCUUCUUUGUUUUCUUUUGUAAUUCAAAAAUUUUCAAUAAAUAUCAUUAAAAAAAAAAAUCGAAUUGCCCAUGCUGGGGGUACUCCUAGAAAAAGAAACUUGCUACUUGUUUAUGCCUUGUAGUAUAAAAUAAAAUAUGGAAAAUUAAAUCAUCUUUCCAUUUUAUUAUUUUAAGUGAUAUACGAGGUGGUGAAUUACCCCAAAUAAACAUCAGAAAUAAUACAUUAAACUUCUGAAAAUAUGCUUGGAAAUUUGUUGACAAAUACCGCUAAGAAAAAUUAUUGUUCAUGGCAGUACAUCUUAAAUGUGUUAACUCUACCCCUAAGUGCUAAGUUUAAGUAGUGCCUGAUCUCAGGUAUGAACCUAUUUAAGCUUAAUUUAAUGAUUUGAGAAAUAUCUGUAGAAACCAAAAUCCCUAGUGAAAAUGCUUAGUGAAAGACAUACACAGCAGGCAAUUUAGACUUGCCUUCUGGCAUUCUUAUUUUAACCACUUUAUUGUUCAUCCUGGAAUCUGACUAAACUUAUCCAUUGAUCUGAUAAAUUCUGAUAUAACUGUUUCAGGCCUGCUAACAAAUAGUAGCAAAUCAUCUUCAGACAAAGCUAAUCUAAAUUCCACUUGCUCAUGCACAAACCAUAAAUCUUUCUGUUCUGUCUAAUUGCAUAUGCCAACGGUUCCAAACAUAAAUCAAAGAUCAAUGGAGAAAGAGGACAUAAGAACAUGGGAAUAAUAGUCUCUGUAAUCUAUCCCCAAGCCAUUCCCCACAGACAAAUCAAGUGACACAAAGGCAGGUCUCAUCUGCAGGUGCUGCUUUUCUUCCCUAGCCCUCUUCUAUAAGGUAAAGGUAAAGGACCCCUGGACGGUUAAGUCCAGUCAAAGGCGACUAUGGGGUUGUGGCGUUCAUCUCGCUUUCAGGCCGAGGGAGCCGGCGUUUGUCCACAGACAGCUUUCCAGGUCAUGUAGCCAGCAGGACUAAACCGCUUCUGGCGCAACUCUUCUGUACUGCCCUACUGGCCCAGCACCUGUUUCCAAUGCAAGAUCUCACCUGGAGCUGCACUCAUUGGGGCAGGAGGAUGGAAGAGAAGUGAUACUGUGUUACACCUAGCCCUCUGUUCUAGUCAGAGAGGGUAUGCCUGGUACUGGGGUAUAUAUGUACCUCUGCCUUUUUUAAAAAAAUAAGGGAAAAAUCCCUAAAUGAAGUUGGAACUAUGAGAAAUACGUGUCUGAAUGAAUGAGUCGCAAGAGGAGUUGUACUUAGCAUUUUCUUCCAUCUGUGCACAUAGUUGCUCAUUAACUGCCUCUUAAGUUUCUUCUCAGCCCAUUUCUAUUAAUGCUAAACAAUAUAGUCAAACGCUGUGAAAUAUAUUUAUUUAACGACCGUUUACGCAUUUUCAUUGGAAAAUUACUGUUUUAUAAUAUAUUGGUGGGGGGUUUUUUUUUAAUUAUUAUUUGGAGUGACCUAGCUGGCACUGCAGGGUUUUUUUAUGGAUGAUAAUUAAAACAAUAUAAUUGAGGAAAAUCAAUAGGGAAGGGGACAUUUGCUGAUAACAGGACGUGUAUUCCAAGGCAUUGGGCCCCUUAGGCAGGACCAUAAGCAAAUCUCUCGCAUUCUUUUGGAACAAGGGGAAGGGGGAAGGAAUCAUAGAGUUGGAAGAGACCACAAGGGCCAUCGAGUCCAACCCCCUGCCAAGCAGGAAACACCAUCAGAGCACUCCUGACAUAUGGUUGUCAAGCCUCUGCUUAAAGACCUCCAAAGAAGGAGACUCCACCACACUCCUUGGCAGCAAAUUCCACUGUCGAACAGCUCUUACUGUCAGGAAGUUCUUCCUAAUGUUUAGGUGGAAUCUUCUUUCUUGUAGUUUGGAUCCAUUGCUCCGUGUCCACUUCUCUGGAGCAGCAGAAAACAACCUUUCUCCCUCCUCUAUGUGACAUCCUUUUAUAUAUUUGAACAUGGCUAUCAUAUCACCCCUUAACCUCCUCUUCUCCAGGCUAAACAUGCCCAGCUCCCUUAGCCGUUCCUCAUAGGCAUCGUUUCCAGGCCUUUGACCAUUUUGGUUGCCCUCCUCUGGACACGUUCCAGUUUGUCAGUGUCCUUCUUGAACUGUGGUGCCCAGAACUGGACACAGUACUCCAGGUGAGGUCUGACCAGAGCAGAAUACAGUGGCACUAUUACUUCCCUUGAUCUAGAUGCUAUACUCCUAUUGAUGCAGCCUAGAAUUGCAUUGGCUUUUUAGCUGCCGCGUCACACUGUUGGCUCAUGUCAAGUUUGUGGUCAACCAAGACUCCUAGAUCCUUUUCACAUGUACUGCUCUCCAGCCAGGUGUCACCCAUCUUGUAUUUGUGCCUCUCAUUUUUUUGCCCAAGUGCAAUACUUUACAUUUCUCCCUGUUAAAAUUCAUCUUGUUUGUUUUUGCCCAGUUCUCUAAUCUGUCAAGGUCGUUUUGAAAUGUGAUCCUGUCCUCUGGGGUGUUAGCCACCCCUCCCAGUUUGGUGUCUACUGCAAAUUUGAUCAGGAUGCCCUUGAGUCCAUCAUCCAAGUUGUUGAUAAAGAUGUUGAAUAAGACCGGGCCCAAGACAGAACCCUGUGGCACCCCACUAGUCACUACACAUCCAUAGGUGAAAAUGCUACAAAGCACCUUUAAGCCAUAACUAUACUUUACUAUUUUUUUAGGUGGUAAUAAAUUGUGCCAUUCCAAAAGGAUUGAAGUACAAUCAAGCAACACAGACGUUUCAUCAGUGGCGGGAUGCUAGGCAAGUGUAUGGGCUCAACUUUGGCAGCAAAGAAGAUGCCAAUGUCUUCGCAAGUGCCAUGAUGCAUGCCUUAGAAGUGUUAAAUUCACAAGACUCUGGUAAGGCUGCUACAAAUUUCCACAACAGUUUUUAAAUAGUGGCUUAUUGUUCAAUCUUGCUUCGUUCUGUUUAUCUUGAGUUGGAGUAGAAGGUCCAGAUACAUAUUUCAACCUAAGCUGUUAUCUUUCUAAUAGACAUGAGUUAGUUAGAAGUAGAUGCCUUAAUCCUAUGACUGUACAUAACAGAAUGCUGCUAUCCUAUAUGGUGAAGGAUUAGCAAAUCAGUCUUACGUGCAUCACAGUUCACUUCAUGGGUAUUGUAGAGUGAGUAAUUACUUAUAUUUGGGAAGAGACUGCAGCAAGUCCCUGUGCAGUAUUUCCAGAAUUUGUGUUAGGUAAACUACCAGGUGGAAUGAAAUAAGAACUUCCUCAAUAGAGGGUAAGAAUCACCUUCAAGAAUGCGUAGAUGAAACUACAGUUUGGAUCCACAAACCUUCAGGAAGAGCAUUAUCUUUAUUCCUUAAAAUACUGCAUUUAAAAUAUUGUGGCCCUGCUUAGGAAAUACAUAUAUUUGUCUUUAAUGCAAGUAUUAUUAGCAUUUGUGUGCAAUAUAACACAAUGGGUGAUAUCCAACCAAGGGUGCCUCUUGAAGCCCAUGGCUCUCUACUGUUUGAACCAAGCUUAAAAUGAUUAUGGCCACAAGGCAGCAGAGGUUUAGGGUCAGAGCUUUCCUUCUCCUUGGAUGGGCUCCCAGCUGUGCAAAAAAGAACUGUUUAUUGAACUCAUUUUGACAACUGAAGUCCACAUAAAACUUUUGAGCAUGAAAUAGCUUUGGUGUUUUCUUUAUUGCGAAGAGAGCUUUGCACAGGUACUAUAGGAACAACUGCUAGGCAGAAGACCCAGCAAGUCAAUGCAUUAAUAGUCCAAGGCUUCAGAUUUUUAAAACUUAGCUCUGUCAGUCAAAAACAAAGACAUCUUAAUUAGAAGACCUGCUAAAAAUCAUUCGUUCCCUGAAAUGGCUUUUAGGAAAGACCCAGAUUUAAUUAGUGGAAGCAAUUGCUUAAAACAUAACAUUAAAGUGGUCUCAUAUUGGCCUUCUGAUGGAGCAUGAACAGCAAAAUUAGAACAUGGGUGUUCUCUGUGCCAUCUGAUGAAUGUGAAUAAGACCAGCAAGCCGAUUUAUCCAGCAGUACUUUGAAUUCAACUGACCUCUCAGGCUUGAAUAACAAUGAACUCUAAUCAUACAUUGUAGUGCAGUUGGUUGCAUUCCUGUUGCCUUUCAACUAUACUGUAUGCAAAAUGGUUUUUCUUGAAAGAGAGCCAGCCAUUCCACCCCUCCCCCUUUUUCCCAGGGCUCUUUGCAACAAUGGAGAGACAUAGCAUUAAGUGACUGGUAUAUUCAUUCAGUGCUUCACAGUCAUCAAACCCCUCAGGGACAAACUAGAUGAUACAUUAAAUAUGUGAAUUAUCUGUUGUUAAAGAUUUAAACAGCAGCAUAUAGCUCUGAUCAGUAUUAGGGCUGUGGGCAGGGGUUAUUUAACAAUUUCCUCUGCUAUUCAGACAAAGAAAAUAUUGGUUUGGGGUGGGGAUGUUUUUAGUUGGUACCAUGAGGUGGGGUGGAAUGGUUAAAAAUCUUGCCCAACAAUCCACUGUCCUCAUCUACAUUGCUUUUUAAUUUAAUUUUUGUAAAAUAUAACAUCAAAUAUGUGACAGCAGUCACAUCUAGUUUAGCUUUGAGAUGGUGGCUUAAAAAAAGGAGUUUGGUUUGAAAAUCUAGGGUGGAUAGUGAUGCACAGAGUUCUAUAUGGCUAUUGUGAGAGUGCAAACAUACAGCAGGACUAGUGAACCUUUGGCCCAUCAGUCCCAGCCAGCGUGGCCAGAACUCCAGAUGGGAGUUUUAGUCAAGCAACAUCUGGAGGAACAAAGUUUCACCAGUCCUGCUAUAUAAGGUUGCCAUCUUUGUGACAGUCACAAAGCCCCUCUCACCACACUUCAUGGAUCGUGUUUCAAGUAAAAAAGAUUGAUUUUUUAAAGAAACAGGCAGAAUAAACAUUAUCUCAAUAAAUAUGUCAGGUGCCUGAAAAAGAAUUGUUUUUUAAAGUUGCAUGCAAAAUAACUGUCAGAACUAAAACUAGGAGAAAAACCACAGGAGAAAAGGCUCCCUUGUCCUGGAGUAAAUACCAUAUAGAACUUGUUUGCAUUUUAUUUUGAGGACGUGUAUGAGACUGACCUGUAAGUCACCACACAGCACAUGAUCUGCUAUUUAACACGCUGCAGCUGGUGCUUCAUUUUGAACUGUUGAUCACAUAUCCUAGAACAAUUAUUUCUAGCACCUCCUUUACUGAUGAUGAUGAAGAUUUAAUAAAUUUGUUACCUUGCUUUCACCAGAAGGCCUGCAGCUUACAGCAAUUUAAAAUACAAUGUUAUGAACAGUUUAAAACAAAUUAACAGUCAUGGGAAUGGGGUGGGUCCUAAAAGUAUGCAGCUCAGCUGCUGGAGGCCCAGGAAAACUGCGUUAUGUAGGGAGGGAAUUCCACCACUUAGGGAAGGCCGCAGAGAAUGUCCUUUUCCAGGCAGCCACACCGAAAACUUUUGAGGGUAGUAAAACUGUCAAGAGAGGACCGUCAGCUUAUUCGAGUAUAAGCCGAGGGGGGCUUUUUCAGUGUAAAAAAUCUGCUGAACAAGUUGGCUUAUACUCGAGUAUAUACAGUAAUCUUGCUUCCCAAAGAAUUGUUUUAAAAUUUUGGAAUCUUUUAAAGGUUUAUAAAUAUGUGUUUUCUCCACACUCAUCAUAUUCUUGCUGAAUAUAUCAGUUUACAUUUUGAAAAGAUGUGGAGCAAUAUUGAUGGCGAUGCUCAGUUUGUUUUAUGUAUUUUGUAGGCUAUUUGCUGGAAAUUUAAUAAGUAGUCAAAAUUUGAAAGUUGAUUUCUUAUUGGACUUUACAUGUGACUUUUGCAUAACGGCUGAAGUGUAACUUGCUUUACUAGGUCCAACGUUGCCUCGACAAAAUGCACAACUUCCCCCACAGGUGCAAAAUGGCCCAUCACAAGAAGAUUUAGAAAUCCAGAGAAGGUUAGUGUGGUUUUGCAUAAAACAGUACUAUUAUGAUGGUGAUUGGGCAAGUAUUUAUUGGGGGGGGCAGUUAUUGUUUGGUACUAUGGUAUGUAUUUUUGUGUUUUUAUAUUGUAAACCACCCUUUGAUCCUUGGAUGAAGUGCGAUGUAGAUAUUUAAUAAAUAAAUAUUUGUUCAUGUGAGGCUUUUCAUAGUACAUCAGAAAGUGCAGCAUGGGCUUCUCUGAGUAAACAUGUAUAUUUCCAUACAGAUUGGUCCAUUUUGCAUGUGAUGCCUAGCCAUUGCUUGUUUAAGCCAUGGUUUAGCAAGGUGAUCAAACAAACCAUGAUUUAUUUCACCAAACAUUGGUUUGUUUUCCAGCUGCUCUUGUAUCAUAGUUUUGUGGUUUGGUUAAUGGUGGGUAUUGGGUUCACAUGUACUGCCAAGACCUAGUUAAAACAAACCAAGGUUCAUAAGCCAACCCCCACCCCCAAAAUGGCUUCACACUGUGUUUUGUUAAGCUGUAGGGCAAGAUGUGUACAUUACACAAAGCCAUUGUUUAAUAAACAGAAAUAUGUGGGGAGUAAUUUUUGUGUUGAUGUAUUUCUUUCUAGAGGGUUUUUUUGUUUUGUUUCUGUUGUAAAACUACAUUUUACCAAGGCUAUGGUUUACUACUUAAUGUUAAUGGACCUAAUAGAAUUAUACUUGUUAUUAUAUUGAUUUCUUUAACUUUCUGCAUUUUGCAGUCUUAUAUUUAGUGUUAGAGGAAAUAUAUAAAACAAUCAAUACCAACUUUGAAGUGCAAAAUGGCCUACAGGAGCCAUUUUUUUAAGAAAUAAAGUGAUGUCACCCAGUCAGAUAUAUAGGACAGGCAGCUUUCCCAAGUUGUUCAUGCUAGUUUGUUUUUCUUUGGGGUUUUGGAAUGAUUCCUUGAGCUUAAGUUUAAUUUCAACAAUUGGAAAAGGUUCAUCGGAAAUGUACACAGAUGAUAACAUGUUUAGAAAGCAGACCCUAUGAAGCAGUUCUGAAGGAAUUGGGUACAGCAUACUAAGGAAGAAGAAGAAGACGACUGAGCGGGGAAAGAGGGAAUUUAGGUAUUUAAAAGGAGAUUCCCAAAGGGAACUGCUGGUUUAAUUGUAUUAUUUUCAGCUUUCUUUAAAGUGCUAAAGGCAGCCAUCCUUUAUACGCUUAUAAGCACCAGCAAACUUAAUGGGAUUUAUUUAUAAGAUGUCCAUCAAGGAAAGGCUAAGAACCAAGCAAUUAUAGGUUACUGAUAUUAAACAUUUUGGAGGUGGGAAGUUCUUAUAAGAACACUUGAGCACUGAUAGUAGCUAAUAGAUCUGUAAGGGGUGCUUCAGGCAUAAGAAUAUGUUCUAGGGAGACAGGAGGGUAGGAUUAAAUGAUAACUUGUUGCUGUUAUUUCUUUUGUAAGCACAAAAGUAUGGGUAGUGUUUGAAAGUAAGGAAAUGAUCAGAACUAGUGAAUCAUAGUUUUAGAUUGUGCAUUUGUUGUUGUACACAUACAGCACUUCUCUUAAUGUGAAGUAAAUAUUUGUCAAAUGUGGAUUGCCUCCUGUUUGGCUAUCCCUGCAGCUACUGCCCAUGCCAAUAUCGUGCUCUCCAGGAAUUGUGGACUACCAGUCCCACCCAGCAAGCCUUCGUGCUGGUUGGGGAGUUGUAGUCCAAAAACAUCUGGAGGGUACCUCAUUGAUUUCUGCUGUUCUAGAGUCUUUCAGGAUGGUUGACACCAACACAGAUAGCAACAAACAGCUAAAAUAAUUGCUGGGCUUGUUCAGUUCUAAUGCAUUCUCCGUUGAAUAUAAUAUCCGGAACCCCAUUUUAAGAUUCUCAGAAUAAAAGAUCCUAACUGUUGUGUUUAAAUAGAGCAUUAGUUCAUAAUAUAUCUUUAAACGAUUCAUGAUGUUAAUAUAGCAGCUAGAAGGGGUGCGAAUGUCAUGAAUGUAAAUCCGUUGCUGUAUCUUAUAUCAGUUGGUAGCUGAUUGAGUUAAUAUCUAUAAAUAAAGCAAUUACUACAUGCCUAUGCUUAUAAAGAGGGCAGCUGUAAGAAUUAGUAUAUAGACUUCAGAAACAAUGAAAGUGUAUAGGCCUCCACUUAUCCUUCAGAGGUAUGAUGGACCAAAGGUUGACCGGCUUCUGCUGUAAGUAAUCAGUUUUAAUUUUUCCAAAGAAGCUGAAUUACUCUUAACCCAUUUCCACACACUUAGUGAAAGUCUAGCCGGCUUCAUGUAAUGAAAGUUAAUGAAAAUACCUAGAAGUAUUACUUUCGAAAAUCACUUGAGGGGGAUUUGUCUCUGUGUAAAUUUAUAGGCAUUUUUGUAUCACAGGAGCAUUUGAAUAUGGGUGUAUGUAACCAAAACAAGUUUUUUAGCUGUGCGUACAGCAGCAUUCUGCUCUACAGCUUUUAAAAAUAAUAGACUAGAUCUGGGACCUCCUGAGCACUUCUCACUCUCAGGCAGCUCCAGGUGCCCACUGUGCACCCUUUCCCUUCUAAUUUUUAUUUUUUAAUUUUAAAAUUAGAUAGGUUUAUUGGAGUGACUGCCUGUUCUGUUUUGGGUGGGGGGAGCUUGUCUGUGUUUAGUGGGUAUUUUGCCUGUUUUUUUGUUUGGUUGGAAGGGGAGGGUUUCUGAGUAUUGCUAGCUUUUCUUUUGUGAAAUGGGCAUUUUGUGGUGCUUGUGACAGUUUCUUAGAUUUUCAAAUGUGCCCCCAGGCCUCAAAAAUUAGGAACUGUUGAACUAGACUGAUAUCCAUUUGAUAAUAUAGGAUAAUAUAGAAAAUGUACGAUUUGGCUGAUGAUUCUAAUCCAUGCUUUUGAAUGUUUGUGAUGAGGCUGUAAAUAAAGACAUUUUGGUUACUGUGUGCUUUUAAAUGCCUAACCUAUCCUGCAGUAUUUAUUUUUUUAAAACAACUUUAGUAAACCAACCUAGCAUAUUUCAAAAUAGCUUUUGAAUGACUUUUAAGACACCAGAGUGACUUUAAUCUUUGAAGAGGUUGAUUACACUUUUGCCCAGAAAAAUCAAUGCAGACUCUAUUUUUAGGUAAUCUUCAAGCUCUUAAAUAAGCUUUCCAUGUGUGACAUCUCAAAAGCGCUUUCAGGUGAUCAGGCAAGAAAUAUUUGUUGACUAGUGGAGAGUGUGUGUGUUUGUACUCUCAGGCUGUAGAUGAGGCAAAAUCACUGAAACUUGUGCGUGUAGAAAGGUACAGUAACAAAGUAGGUUAGGUACUUCUGUAAGCUUGCUUGCUAGUUUGGUUGAAGUUGCCUUUGUUAACUUCUUUGAAGGUUCUGAAUUCAGUAACAUGUCAGUAUUUUCUACAGCAGUUUGCUUAAAGGCACAUAAGGGGAAAAACAACAACUCCAAUUGGGCAAUGCCUUCAUUCGGACCAACCCAAAAAGUAAAAAAAAAAAAAAAAUGUGACAAACUUUCAAGUUCUCCAGAAUACCAUAUCUGUAAGAUGUUGCAGAAAUCCAGGUCUGGUGGGAUGUGGAAAAGGUUUUGUUUUUUAAAAGGCUAUAUGUUGUAGCUUGUCAGGGAACUGACAUCGGAGCUAGAGGUGGAGGGGAGGCUCUCUAAUGAUGCUGGAGAAGGGCCCAGCAGGGAGAGAGGCAGCUCAGCAGAUGGGGAAGCAAUUCAGUGCAACACCAGGAAUAAGGAGGGACAGAUGGGGGAAGCGGAGAGAGGGCUCCCAGACUCUUCACCGGACACCAGCAGGGAGACCACUGGUCCUCUGCUACCCACGCCCUCCCUGCGUAGAAGACUUCCGCACAGAGAAAGUAGGAGGAGACUGGGUGUCAAACAACUUUUAUGUUGGAAAAGGUUUAAGAAACGCCCACUGACGGAUUCUGCUAGCGACUGAGGCAGCCACAAAUUGAAGGGCUGUCCAGACAGAAAGGUUUAACAAGGCAACAUAGCCAGGAGAGGCGGCAACUUACGCACGAGCAACCCCAUACCAUUAUAUAGCUAUUAGGCAAGCUUGUAGACUUAGUUCCAGAAUGGGGAUUGCAGGUUCAGUUUGUCCCUUCCAGGAACUACAGAUAAAGUACGUGCCUUCCACUUAACUACUGGAAUAAAGCAGUCAUGGCUGUUUUCCACAUUGUUUAAGAAAAUAAAGUCUGGCUUGUAACCUAGCAAUGCAACUUGAUAACUUACCCUAGGCGAGAUAUGCUCAUCUUGCAGUCUGAUUAAGAGUUUUCCAACUCAAAAGUUUGCCACAUUUUUGUGACUUUUUGUUGAUCCUAAUAAAGAUUAAUCAGUUGUGGAGUCAACAAUAGUUUAAAUUACCAUUAUGCAUUGUACUUGAGCAUGCCUUUGGAACUUCAGUUGGUCCAGUAUAGGGUUGAAAGGUUGUUAACUAGAAGUCAACAUUUUGAAUAUAUUUUAUAAUAUUUAUAAUAUUUUAUCAGCUCCACUCUUCUAGUCCAUUUCUGGAACCAAUUAAAAGUGCUGUUUUUAACCUUCAAACCCAUAAAUGGCUUGGAGCCAGUUUACCUGAAGCAUUGGCUCCUCCCAUAUUCUACCUCGACAGUGAAGUUGCAGUGUCACUACCAAGUGAUACCUGAUGGGUGACUAUGAAAGGAAGGGCCUUCUUUCUGAUAGCAUUCCAGCUGUGGAGCGCUCAAUCUCUGCAGUGAUUCCCACCCCACCUCCCCAGUUCAUAUAAUAAUAUGGCAGUUUUUAUGUACGCUACCCAGAAAAUUUUUGGUUAUGGGCAGCAUGGAAAUAUUGUUGCUAAUAUAACAAUAACUCCUAGUAUAUUUUAGGAGUUAGCAUGGUAUCCUUCUUAGUACUGAUAUGUAAGGAAGAUUCCCCCUGUGCCAUUGUGUCUAGAAUAUUUCAAUACUGACAAUAUAAAACCAGGAAAAACAGUUUGUAUUCUUUUCAUGCAAGAAAAGAUUAAAGAUCUGCCAAGCUGAUAUUUUAAAGGGAUAUUAAAAGCAAAUGAGGAUCAGCUUUUCAAGUUGUAAAUGCUUUUCUUCUGAAGUAUAAAUUUCCUUUUGAGAUAUAUUAGCCCAGUUUGAGUAUAAUGCAGCUAAAAGGUAGUUUAAUCAUGAGAAUAGGUAUUUAAUUAACCUGAACUAGCUAUUUAAUCAAGAAAUAAGUAAUUGUAAAAUGUUAAAUAAGUUUUCCAUUUUAAAAAAGUUACUCUACUUCCAUUCCUUAGAAAUCUGGGACAGGAAUUUAUUUUUGCGUUUUUAAAGAAGAGAAAAGUAGGACACUAAAAAUAGCUUUAGUGACUUAAAGAAAAAAGAAACUGAAAGAAACUUUUUUUUAUAGAACAUUUUUAUCUCCCUUUCAGCAUUGGUCAAAAGAAGGGUCAAGCUUUUACAGUGGAGGCUCCUCUGUUGACCCUCAAAGCCAAGGUCCAGUCUUUCUCCUCUGACCACAGUCAUUAUUAAUACAUUUCCACCUACCAAGAGGCUUCCCAGAUGCUUCUGCCCAUCUUUUCUGCUUAGCCAGUCAACAAAGUCACUACCAGCAGGUCCCACUCCUGUCUCUAGCAUCUCCCUUCCACAGAAAUGGCUUAGUUAGGGUGGUGGAUUAUUUUGUUUAUUCCUCUCCCAUUUUUUUCAUGAAGACAAUAAAAACCCCAAAGAUUUAUAACUGGGGUGGGGAACAGGGAACCAUGUAUUCCUUCUGUGGGUGUUCACAAGCCAACCAGAACCAUGUACAGUGGUACCUCAAGUUAAGUACUUAAUUCGUUCUGGAGGUCCGUUCUUAACCUGAAACUGUUCUUAACCUGAGGUACCACUUUAGCGACUGUGGCCUCCCGCUGACGCCGCGCCGUCGGAGCACGAUUUCUGUUCUCAUCCUGAAGCAAAGUUCUUAACCCGAGGUAAUAUGUCUGGGUUAGCGGAGUCUGUAACCUGAAGUGUAUGUAACCUGAAGCGUAUGUAACCCGAGGUACCACUGUACAGUCGUACCUUGGAAGCCGAACAGAAUCAGUUCCAGAAGUGCAUUUGACUUCCAAGGUGCAGCUUCUGAUUGGUUGUAGGAGCUUCCUUCAGCCAAUCGGAAGCCCCGCCAGACAUUCGGCUUCCAAAAGAAAGUUCACAAACCAAAACACUCACUUCCGGAUUUGCGGCGUUCUAGAACCAAAACGUUCAACUGGUAAGGCGUUCGUCAACCAAGGUACGACUGUGUUCCUCUUGGGGUGUGGCCUGCAGCAUGUGCCAGAGAGAAAUAUACAUUUACAUUAGAAGCCUUGUUUACUUAUAUUUUUGUCUCUGUGUGUGUUAGUGGGAGGAGAGAAGUAGGAUAUCUUCCUGCCUUUGCCCCUAACGGCCUUGUUGCCGCCCGUAUUUUCUUUGGGUCUUCCUCCCCUCCCAGUGUCUUCACUAAGGAAAAGCAGGACAUUCUGGGAUCAAAUCAGAAACCAGCUUUUGUAAAUCCAGGGCUGUCCAUGGAAAAUAGGGACACCCGGAGGGUCUGGAAACCUGAAGUAUACUUUUAAUCAUGUUUUAAAUUGCAGAUUGUGUUAUGAUUUCAGGUUACAGUUUUAAGUGUUUUGCCUUGCUUUGGGAGACACCCAGAGACCAGUUCUGGGACAUGAUGCAGUUAAUAAAUUAGUAAAUAAAUUAAUUUGAUAAAUGAAAUGCAUUUAAUAUAUUAACCCCACUUAACCUGGGUGUAAGUGGAAAGAACACUCUAAACUAAAAGGUAGAUUUAUGAGAUUAGCUGUGUUGUUCCUUAACUGCAGGGGCAAGCCUAAUCACUUUUAAUUGAUUCUGCAUUAUUGUGAAGGGAAUUUCACUAUCCUACAUUUUUUCCUUACAACACUUUAGGGUUUGAAAUCUUAGGAAGUAACUGAAAAACUGACAGGCUUGGUUGCAUCCAACUUUUACAAUAAGAUGAGUUGCACUUAACUGAGUGGGGCUUUUCCCUGUUGUGUUGCAGCCUCUUACACUGCCAGGGAAAUUAAAUUUCUUCUGAAAUGGCAUGAGAUGCAACAGGGGACUGUAGAAGGAGGGGGAAAUUGGCUUAUAUCAAUCAGGAACUUCCCUUCUAGAUUAAGGGAAGGCCUUUCCAUUCAUCCUGUUUCUUCACUGGAUCCAUGCGUAGGGUUUUGUUGCAUUUGUAUCCUAACCUUCCUCCAAUUAUCUGAGGAUCAUUCAUUCUUACUUAAACAGUAUUUGAGGUAGGUUUAGGCAGAACUAGCCCACCAUUCUUUAUGUCAGUCGAAUGCUUGUAUUUAUGGAGAGAUGCAUCUUUUAAACAAAGGUAAAUCAUUUCCCAAAGGGAAAACAGGAGAUGGGUAAAUUAAUAGAACCUCAGCUGGAAUAAUCUCUUCCUGCUAAUUAGCUAGCUUGGAGGUUGUUUUCCACAUGAACUGAAGCUAAAUCUAUGGCUUUAUAAUGCAUGUUCGGGGAUAUGGCAGCAAUAAUUUAAGCAUUAAUUGGAAAUUUAAGCACUGAAUUAACAAGAUGACAGGAUAGGAGUCUUAAUGAAUGGACUUGGAGAGUGCUGAUGCUGCAGAGUUGUUGAAACUAAGCAGGUGUGAAUGUAGUCAGUCACCUUGUGACUAUAAUAGUUGAAUAUGAUACUUUCCCCUUUUAUCUUCUGCAAAAAUUCCAAAAGAAAAGUUACUAAGGACAUUAAAGUUGUAGGUGCUGUUAUUCUAUAUAUGAGAAGGGUCAUUGUGAUUCCAAGUGAGCUGGAGCAAAAUUUAAAACUGAAAAAGUUUAAAAUGCACAGAUUAAAAGGGAACAAGUUAAAACUAGCUAAAUUGGUUUGGGAAUUGAGGCGAACUACAAUGAAGAAUGAUACAAAUGUGUCGAAGCUGUAAAUCUCUACUGCCCUCUGUUGGGUGAUCCUUCUGAUGUGAAGAAAACAGAGCUUGCUUUUCAAAUCACUUCUGUGAAGUAUCCAGCAAUUCACAAGGUUUGCUGUAAAAGGUUCAAUUUUCAGUGGCUUGGUGCUAAGAAUUGCUUCUUCAGGAAAUUGGUGUAUAUGGUGUUUCAAAUCCACUGCUGCACAGAGCGUUAAAUUACGAUUGCAAGGAUGUUGAACCAGCAUUUUAUAUGCAAACACCCCUAAAAAUCUUUAAAAUUGUGGUGCCGCUCAUGAGUUGUUUUAUAAAGCGUAGUAGUUACCAGUCAACCUUAGAGACUGGCUUGGAUGUCUUAGUGUUAUCUUCACAUGUAUCACUUUAUUCUUUUCUAAAAUCAGUUUUGUAAUGUGGGAAUGGCUGCAUCAAUUUGCUGUAGAAUAUUUUGAGAAACAGGGUCAUGCAUCCGUGUCUCUGUAAGCAUGGAUAUCAGGACCUCAAAUGUUGCAUAGCAGCAAAUAGUCUUUAGCAAAAAGAGAGAGAUUUUAAUUAAUGUAUUAACAAUGUAUGUGCAUCAUCAGGCAAAAAAGAUGCAUUAUUCUGAGUAUUUUUAGCCAUUGUUUCAGUAAGCAACAAAAGGGAACAAAUCUCUGCAGUACAUUGAAAAUCCCUUUCCUGUUCCAAAGUCAUUAUCAGGCCAGUGAAUUUCCGGCAAAAAAGAAAGUGCUUUCUUCAGUGGUCCCAGGAUAUUCCGAUAUGCUUUCGUGACACUUUGUAGUCAUUUUUUUAAAAAAAUCACUAAGAACCUUAUCUUUAGGGUGUGCUAGAUUCACUUCAGAUAUGCUGCAGGGGAACGGAAUCUUAGCAUGUCUGUAAUAACAGGAAAUAAUCUAUUUAAGACACACAUACCCCCAAAUUGGCUCAACAAUAGAUGCUCCCAACAUGUAUGCAUGAAAUUAUCACCCAUUACCCCAUACUCACUACAACUAACUUGAGUGGUUUUAUAUAAUUUACAUCUUUGUGGCAGUAAGGUGUUACCUGUGCAAUAUUUCAUAUAGCUUCUCUUGUGCUUGCAAGACUACGUCAUGUGGGACUCUGGGUCCCUUCCAACUCUACAAUUAUAUGAUUCUAUUACUGUAUUUCUAUGAUUUGAGCUCCGCCUAGUGGUAGCAGUCAGAGUUUGCCGUUCUAAGACAUUCUGGAGCUCUCCUCCCCUCACGGACACCAUCUAAAAUUCUUCCUCACUGCUGUAGUAGCAUUUCCACCCCCAGCGCAAAGUUUUGUCUGCUUUCCACUGUCCACUCGUUACCUUCUUUCUCCUGUCUUUCUCCCAACUAAGAAGACCUGCCAUUCCCUUGAGGCCCCUAAAAGCCUAUAUUGCCACAACUAAAGCUUUUUUCAGUCUGUCACCCUUACUCCUUGCAUAGCGAAGUUUCUAAUUCCACCUUUGCCAGGUAGACUAGGGCCUGCGUCACUCUGGCAUGUAAUUACCUCAUUUAAAGCCUACCAAAAUUCUUGAUUCAUUAUUUGAAAGCUAUCCUAGAGCAGUGCCAUGUGGGUAGAAGUAACUUUUUAUUAUUAUUUAUGUAAACUUCCUUGGGGAUGCUUCUGGAUCAACAUGCAAGCUAAAAAUUCAAAUUCAAUAAGAAGUGGUAUGGAGACUAUUGUAUGAAGAGUGGGAUAUAAAUUAUUAGCUGUGUUCAAAAUUAGCCAGGUGUCAGGCGCACCUGACAUCUCCACCAUCUUGAGGUGCAUGCCUGGGGUUCUUGACUGUUUUCACACACUUAAUACCACAUCCUGGAGAAUUCUAUCAGUCAUAUUUUAUCUGCACAAUCAGAAUGAAUUUCAAGAACCAAAAUGAUUUUUUCUGUGCCCCCUGAGCAGGAGCAGUGAGCAAUAUUAUAAUUAAUUAUUGUAGCUUGUUCACAGUUGUGAAGAAUAUUCUUACGUUAUGAAUGCUCUGUGUCACCAUUAAGAAAAAGAGGUCGGAGUCGGCCAACAUAUAGAUGGACUGUCCCUAGAUCAAGUGACUUUUCUACUUUUAAGUUCUCAAACUUCUUGACCUUGCUCAAGGUUGUCACCUGAACUAGCCAGAUGUUUAGCUGAUAAUCAAUAAAAAAAUAAGACAUCAGAGCCAUCUUGACCCCAAAUGUACAUUCUCUUGCGGGAAUGUAAACAGCAUUUACGUGCACCGCUCUGGUUUCAGUGUUCCGUUGCGCCAGAAACGGCUUAGUCAUCCUGGCCACAUAACCCGGAAAAACUGUCUGCGGACAAACGCCGGCUCCCUCGGCCUGUAAAGCAAGAUGAGCACCGCAACCUCAGAGUCAUUUGUGACUGGACUUAACUGUCAGGGGUCCUUUUCCUUUACUUUAACCUUGGUUUAAGGAACCAUUUGGUGUCUAGCUUAUAUAUCUUGAGUUUCCAGCACUGAUUAUUAUGUCACACACUGGCUCACUGUGUAUGUGUUCGUAGCCAGGUGGCCUUUAAUUUGGAUUUGGCUCUUCAUUUUAACACUCCCCGUUUUCCUCUGUUGCAGGCAGCUGCAGGAGCAGCAACGGCAAAAGGAGUUGGAAAGGGAGCGGCUGGAACGCGAGAGGCUGGAGCGCGAGAGGCUGGAGAGGGAACGACUAGAACGAGAGAGACUGGAGCGCGAGAGGCUGGAGAAGGAGAGGCUGGAACGGGAGCGGCUAGAACAGGAGCACCUGGAGAGGGAGCGGCUGGAGAGGGAGCGGCAAGAGCGAGACCGGCAGGAGCGCCUAGAGAGAGAGAGGCAAGAACGGGAAAGGCAGGAGCAGGAGAGAGCAGAAUGGGAAAGGCAAGAAAGGGAGCACCAGGACCAACUGGAAAGAGAGCAGCUGGAAUGGGAAAGAGAAAGAAAACUGUCAAGCGCUGGUAAGAAUUGCAGUGUGUUGUUUUGAACUGUUAACGUGAUGAAAUUGAUCAAAGUAAUCAUGAAUUAAAAUGGCUUAUUUCCCGUUUUCCUGUAAACUAACUUCCAAAAAUUGGAACCUUAUUGCCAGCAACCAAACUUUCUGUAUUUCUCAAAUAGUAUAUGUGUAGGAUGGUGUUUUUGAGCCUUCUUUCUUUUUUCUGUUAAUCUUAAGAAGCAGUUUAUAUAACAUCAGUUAGGAAAGAAAUCCUACAUUGAUCGCUUAAGAAGGAAACCUAGAGUUCUGUGCUAAGAGAACUACAUAUUCUCAUAACUCAGUAUCCCUGUCCCUUAAUGCUAAUCCCAUUGCCAGAACUUUAAAUCCUCCUCUUAUCCUGGGCUCUGUUUCUGUUCUUGCCCUCUUGUUGUCCUCCCUUUCCUCUCCGCCUUAGCCUCCUCUAUCCUGUCCUGUAACCUUAGGCAGUUGCCUUCCACCUGCAGCUUGGGCCCUGUAUGUCCCUUACCUUUCAGGACUUGGGUGAGAGGCGUGUUGUGCUUGAGAAAUGCUGCUUAUAUUGGGCAGUGUUCGUUCUCUCAGUGUGGCUCCAACCAUAAGCACACUAGGGAUUUGAUGGCCGAGUUCUCUGGCAGUUUUACCAGCCAAACUUGGUUAUUGAGAGGAAACUUUGACAUUGACGUCCGUCAGUUGUCUGCGUAAUUGAAUGUUUGGCAUGAGAGUUUAAUGUCAGUAGGCAGACCUCGUGCAAAGAGUCUUGCAAGAGUCUUUUAGCAAGUUGUAUGGAUAGUAUUUUAGAUGCGUCACUGUACAAAAUUACUUGGAUCAAAGAUGGAUCUGUAUUCUUCGGUUAGUUCUUCUUUGAACACAGAGCUAUGGUUUUCGUUGUUGUUGUUGUUGUAGUUGACUACAUUGAUAAAUGGUUAACUUGAGAAAAACUUUCAUAAUCUUAGUUUGUUUCCAAAGACCAACCAAUAAAAUAGGAGAUAUAAACUGACCAUUGGUGCAACAGAUCCAAUAAAAUAUGACCCAGCCAAUAGUCCUUGAUAUGAUAGAGUAGCACAGAAUGCUUAGGAUGCCUGACUGUUCAUAUUUUUUUGUUUUACGUGAUCAGAAAGUUGGGUCAUCUCUUUUUGGGGAAUGUGACAUUCUUCUUUUUAUAUUCUUCCAAGGCUACAUGCCUCAGAGACUUGUGUAUAAAUCUACAGCAUAGGACUUGCUUCAUUGCUGAACAGGAGUGCAGGCCGGUGUGUGUGUGUUUUCUUGAGGCCAAAUGACUCAGGAAAUGUGCGUCACUCUUGAGUAUAAAACCUAGAACUUCAGGAAUGGAUGCAAGUUCAUUACAGCACAAUGUUCUUGUUUGGACAUAACAUUAACAGUAGCCCAGCUUUCCCUGGGAAUGAGCGCUUUUAUUCUACGGUGUAAAUGUGAGAGGAAUUCAGAAGCAUUUGAUUAACCACAGCUUGCCAUGUUGUCUGAACCUGGAGGAACUAUGGUUAGUAGCAACAAGCCAACUUCAUAAACUAUAGUUCGUGAAGCUGGUUGGUUUUGGCUAACUUUAGUUAAUCUUAAUUACAGUUUAGGCUUCAGAUGAGACACUGAAAUGCACUUAAUACAAAAAUGGAAAAGGAAGCUUCUGAUCUCCUCUCCUGCAUUUGUUCUCGUCUGAAUGAAGCUAGUGUAAUAGCAUAUGCAGGCAAUGCCUGUAGCUGUGUAAAAUAUUUUGUUUCUCGGUGUAAUAAACAUAGACUUGGUUUGUGCAGAUUUGCUCAUAAGUCCACAAAAAUUAUUAGCCCACAUUUUUUACUAGUAUGCCUGCAAAUAUUUUUGAUAGCCGCAAGUGGCACAUCAGCACUCUAAAAGAACUGAUUUCUCUUCCAAUAUCCUGAAGCUAGAUUCUGCCUUGCCUUGUAAACAGAAGGCAGUUCUUGCUUGACAAAGGCAAGCAGGCAAAUGGCUAUUUGCAAUCCUGAAUUCUCAGCUACUUUUUUCUACUGUAUUUCCUGUUUCUAAUUAAUAAAAUAUUUGCUUGAAGAAUGAACGAUCUGUAAAGUGGAAAUUUGUAUAAGCCAGUCACUUUUGAGGAAGAAUUUUCUAAUUUCUCAUGUUUCACAUGCAGUUCUUACUUUUGGGGCAUAGUUUCUACUUACUGUUGAUGAAGUGUGAGCUUUCAACUGCAAUCCUGUUCUCACUUACCUGGGAGCAAGUCUUGCUGAACUCUGUGGCCUGGUUCAGAUACCAUUUUAAAUCAUUGUUAAACUUAAACUAUGCUUUAAUGUGAACGAGCGGGGUGGCUGGCUGUAUGUUGCAUGCUAUCCCAUGCCUGUGAGUUGAUUCUCUCUCAACAAACCAUGAGUGGUAAGCCAAGAAGAAAUUUUGUCUUUUGCUCAGGCUGCUAGUCUCGAUUCACAUGUAAUGUGAAACCAUCCUCGGGUUUGUUGAAGGUGUUGGGAAGGAGUACAGCAGGGACUUUCAAGGACUGUGCAACAGCACACUGUUUGUUCACAUUAAAUCAUAGUUUAACUUUAACUAUGAUUUAAAAUGAUACCUAAACCAUGACAAUGGUGCCUACAUCUGAGCAGAAAAUGCACUGGAUUGCACUGUUCAUAUGCUGAAAUUGUCAUUCAGUAGUAUUUUUUUAAAAAAUUCUUAAGAUCACUUCACUUGAUUCCAACCAAUUGAUUUUGCUGAUUACCUUUGAGAACUUACUGUGUAGUGGAGGGGUUUGGGCAUUGUUGUUGUUUUUGCGUUUCCAGAAUGUGCUUGUAAAUUCAAAUGUUGGCACAAAUAUAUAUGGCAAAAUUGGAAGCAUCUGUUGACAGUGUAUAAAUUCUCCUAACAGUAAUUUACUUGUGCCUAAUCCUCUGGUACUAACUAUAGUCUACAUUUAUACAUUUUGUUUGAAUGCUGGUUUUGUUGCUUCAUUAGCUCCCUUUUUCUCUCUCUCCUCUUUUAUCCUGCCUUUGCUGCUGCUUUCCAUCUUCUGUCCAGCUCCAUCUUACGACAACUCCCCGUAUAGUACUUCACUUCCUGAAUACUCCAGUUGCCAGCCUCCUUCGGCACCACCUCCUUCAUAUGCUAAAGCAAUGUCAGACUCUACUCCGGAUUAUGCUAAUGUGACUUCUGCACAAUCGGUUUCCUCUCCCCCUACACCACCACUAAGGCACUCUGCGUCACGUUUUGCUACAUCUUUGGGCUCUGCCUUUCACCCCGUCCUUCCGCAUUACGCCACAGUUCCUCGUCAAGUAAACAAAAAUUCUCGGCCACCUUCACCCGUGAACCCCCCAGCCCCUUUGCCCCCUAGUACCAAGUCCACUACUUGGUCUGCUUCUAGUUUUGCACCUCUUCCCCCUUCUCCUCCUGUAAUGAUUAGCAGCCCCCCAGGCAAAGCCACUGGCCCAAAGCCUGUUCUCCCCAUUCCAGUAACCGCUCAACUCUCCCAGUUGUCCCCAUCCCCUACUGCACCCAAUGGUCUUCCAGAACUGGCAAAUUAUCCAGCACCUUCGCCACCUACCUCUGGUCCAACGCCGCCACCUUCCUUUCAGCCUCUCUCGCUCUCUGGACCUCAAGCUUCCUCUCCAAGUUCCCCAUAUGCCUCGACUCCCUCAUCCAAGCCUAGUGUUCUCCCUUCUCCCUCUGCAGCUCCCCCUGCCUCUGUUGAGAACUCUCUAAACUCUGUGCUGGGAGACUCCUCUGCUUCUGAGCCAGUCUUGCAGACAGCCUCUCAGCCGAUUGAACCUCCUCCGUCCCAGCAGGGUAAGGUUUCCGUUACUGCUACUAAUUAACUAAUCAGGAAUGCACUCAAAACUAAUUUGCACCUGAAACUUGAUUUAUCCUGAAGAAUUAGCAUGUUGAAAAGCUGCAGUGAUCUUAAUACCCUCAGCAAAAGUUCAGCAGAAUGUCAUGAGGAAUUGUGAAACUUUGAAAAGUGGAGAUACGUUUUUUCAGUCAAAUUUAAAUAGUGUAUUCUGUUUUCGUUUUUGUUUUUUCAUUUCUGGAAGUCCGCUGAAAGAGUUUUGCUAGGUGGUUUCUUGCUUUUUUAAUCAUUGGACAUUAAAUGAAGAAUGUUGACUGUGAAUUGGGUUUUUCUCAGUUCAGUAUUAUUCACAAAAAGUAUACGGAAAGCAUAAUUAGUAAGAUUUAAUACGUCCAUUUACACAUACUUUAAUUUGGUUUGUUUGUGUAUCCAAAAUAGUUUUUAAAUUUCAGGUGUUGCAUCGAUUUAAUAUGUAGCUGAAAUUUCUGAGGAACCCAAAGGUAGUUACUUAUUGUGAUACAAAUAUGGUUUAUAACAAGAUGAAUUGAUCCUUUUAAUGUUUCCCUCAGUCUGGGCUAAACAUUUUAAAGAGUCUGUUACUCUAAAUAAGUCACAACUCAGGAGCAGGCAACCCUUUAUUGAUUUGAGGUGUUCCACCACUGCAAGGACAGAUGAAAAUCAACUUGCAUUCCAUAGUAAAUUUACUUCUGUAAUUGUGGACCACCCUUGGUUAGGGAUUUAAAAAAAAAUAAAAAUCUAAUCUUAUUUUUCAUCCAGGCAGUGGGGCAAAACUACUCAUUCUACCAACAUUUAAAAGUCUUCUAACUCACUAAUGUAUGCUGUAUUAAUAUUUCUGGAAAUAAGCACGGGCAUGAGGUGCAAAUGUAUAAGGUAUCUUGUCUUAGGUUUGCUUAAAUUGGUGGAAUUUAGGCCUGUGUUCUUUAGACUUAUAGUGGGGAUACAAACAUUAUUGAUGUUGUGAUCAUCACCUUGAAAGGAGGGUAUUUUUUAUUUUUCUUAUAUUAUGUAUUUUGUGUUUUUAUGUUGUAAACCACCCUGUGGUCUUCAGAUACAGGGCAGUAUAUAAAUUCAAUAAAUACAAAUAAAGAAGAAAUGUAGUAGAACUGGAAAAGGUGCAGAAUGUGGGCAAAAUGAAGGUGAUGGAGCAGAUCAGAGCUUUUUCGUUGGUGAAAAGGGGGUAGGCAUAAUGGAGGUGUACAAAAGGGAAUAGACAAGUUUUUCUUGCUCUUUUAGUUCUAGAACCUGAGAUCAUCCAGUGAAGGUGAACCCUGGGAGAUUAGGUGAAUUACUAAUUCACCUAGUUUAGGCAUGGGAAACUUCCUAGUACAGCUCCCAGUUUCCCCCUUAUUGCUGUCUCCCUAGCAAACCACACCCAUCUUUCUCACAUCUGACAUCAUCUGUGAUGUCAGGUGUGGGGCAGGUAGAAAUGUGCCUGCCAGUGCACACCUGGGGGAUCUUAAAGUGCACUGCCAAGGGAGGCUCCCCCUGUCACAACUGAUCAGCAGAUUGCUGGUGAGAGCAAACCAAUUGGAGUUGGCUGCCCUAUGAAUUUACUUAUGGGGAACCCCAUAGCCAGCAGAUUCCAGCCAGAGUUGACCAGCUGAUUGGUAGCUUCAAGCAGCACUUGUCUGGGCUUGAAUACAGAGGUAAAUGGGUCACCUGGUAUCAUACUGCUGUCUGAUGCUUGACAGGUCAGAGUCGCCCUUGGAGGGCGAGAGAACCCAGCAUUUGGCCCACCAGCUGAAUCCAAUUCCUCACUCCUGAUGCAGUGCGUAGUUAAACUAUGGCAUUUGGUACCACACGAUGUAGUAAUAGACACCAACUUGCACAGCUUUCAAGUAGGGUUCAGUACAUUCAUGGAGGAUAAAGCUAUCAAUGACUAUAUGAGGGCUAUAUGCUCUCAAUACCUGUUAUUGGGAAUCAUGAGCAGGAGAGUACUGUUGUGUUCCUGCCCUGCUUAUGGGCUUCCCAUAUGCAUUUGGCCACCAUGUGAACAGAGUCCUGGACUAAAUGUGUCCUUGAUCUGAUCCAGCAGGCUCUUCCUAUGUCAUUGGGCUUCUGUGCAUAGAUUUUUCUUGUGUACAUCAUGUUUUACCUCUGUCUUUUACAGUAGGGGUCUGUUGUUUUUUUUAUAACGUUGUGCAAAGGCUGCGCAGUAUCACGUCCCUCAAAACAUUCACAUGAAUUUUGUUUGUGGCAUCUCUGUUUCCUCUUAAGAAGUUUUGAGGGUAGUUUUAUUUCAAGCUGAAUUGUCUGUUCAUUACUAUUAGAAUGAAGGAAUAUUUUUCUUUGAUAUUGAAACCAGCAUGGGGACCAUGCAGGGUUUUUUUUCUUAAUGUAGUAUAGAAUUGGUUUCCUGACAGUCUUCCCUUUUUGUCACAAUUUUUGUUUGGUUUUUAUGUGUGUGUUUUUAAUUAGGUGUUAUCCAAGGACCACCUGCACCCCCACCCCCACCCCCUCUCCCACCUGGCCCUGUCCAGUCACCACCAGCAGUCCCCCCUCCCCCUGGACCCCCUCCCCCUCCCCCUCUUCCACCAUCGGGGCCGCCUCCCCCACCACCUCCCCCCCUUCCUAACCAGGUUCCACCCCCACCUCCGGCCCCUCCUCUGCCUCCUGCGGGUUUUUCCAUGGGAUCGAUGUAUGAAGACCACCGUCCUUUAACAGGACUAGCAGCUGCUCUUGCUGGAGCCAAACUCAGAAAAGUAUCGCGGGUAAGCACAGUUCCAGACAUUUUAAUUUUAAUUUUUGAAUUAAGGUCUUCAUCUGCUCAGACUGUUCAUAACGAAUGGCUAGAACAGCGAUCAAUAAUGUCUCUAAAAUGCCUAUAUCUAACUUUAUUAGAAUUAACUAUACAGUGGUACCUCGGAAGUUGAACAGAAUCCGUUCAACUUCCAAAACGUUCGGAAAUCAAAGCGCGGCUUCUGAUUGGCUGCAGGAAGCUCCUGCAGCCAAUUGGAAGCCGCAGAAGCCCCAUCGGACGUUGGGGUUCCAAAGAACAUUUGCAAGCCGGAACACUCACUUUUAGGUUUGCAGCGUUGGGGAGCCAAAACGUCCGAGUACCAAGACGUUCGGGAUCCAAGGUACGAUUGUAAUGGGAUACUGUUCAGAUGUAACCCAGUAUUGGCCUUGCAGGUCAAAUUUGAUAGGUGGACAGGCUGCUGCUGUGCUUCCGCAAAUAAACAAAACAAGGAGCACAUCUUGGAGGCUCCUCAGCCCUGGGGUAUGGCUAGGCUUUCGCUUGUCAAAUUAGGCGACCUACCGGUAAUUAUUAAAAUACUUCGAACUUUCCCCAGACUAUUUCAGAUCUUUGUUGCCAUCUAGAAAAUCUGACUCCUCAUUCUAACAAUAUAAUUUACAUGUCUUUACUCUUGGGCCUUGUCAAUUUUAGAAUGAAGAUUCUCCUAAUACCAGUGGAGGAGCGAGCUCUGCUUCGCCCAAAACAGAUACUGGCCGUGGGAAUGGGCCGCUCCCGCUUGGAGGAAGUGGCUUAAUGGAAGAAAUGAGUGCCCUGCUGGCAAGAAGGUAAGAUGAUAGUUUAAUUUUUACAUCUUUAAUAUAGUUCUCACUGUACAGGUUUGGCAGGUGUGUUUUUCCCAUCAUGGGAGCAAAUGGCAAAGAGCUAUAAACACCUCAGAUUCUUGGUAUGCAUAGUGUAUGAUGCGCCUACGAUGUGAGCACAUUUUCAGUGUUGCACACUUAAGUUUUUGCAUGUUGAGUGUCAUAUGUUUCAAUGAGGACAAUUUUCACAAGCUGCCAAGGAGCGAUAGCAAAGCCAUACAUUGGCAAGCAGUGUUGAAUAAGGAGUAACUGAGUUCACUUUUUGUCCCUGCUUGAAGGAGACGAAUUGCUGAGAAGGGAUCAUCAGAAGCAGAAACAAAGGAUGAAAAAAAUGUAAGUUGACAAAUUAAUCUGGCACAAUAUGCAACAUAUCAUAUAACCAAAUUACAGGUAACUCACACCUUAUGCUUAUUUUAUUUACAUGAUCACAGCUUUGCACACACCACACAGCUGCGAUUGUGAGCUUACCUGGCAUCCUCUCAGAGCACUUGCACCUCCUGCCUUUCUUGCUGGGCUUUGAGAAGGCAGCAGGAGGGCUCUGAGACUCUGCCAGAGCUCUUAGGCCACCUUCCCACACCUGGGUAAGCAGCCUUCCACCUUGCAGAGUGGUUUUACACGUUUUUGUGUUUAUACAUGGACCCUCAGAACCAAACCGUCACAUAAGAUGCAAAUUACCUGUAUUUUAAUUUUUGAGAUUAACUUGCCUUAAUGGGGAAAACUGCUUCGGUGCUUCAUAUCUGCUAAAAAAAACCCAAUAACUUUAAAUGUUCCAUCUGAUUAUGUCACCUCACUUCUGGAAAUUUUGACUAGACUUGCAGGUUGAUUGUAUUUUUCAUCUAAUUUAAAUAGGAAGAACCAGAGCAUUCAGCUUCAAAGCCUCCUUCAACAAGCACACCUGGUAAGUUGUACAAAACUGUGACAUUCACAUAGCUGACACAAAUUCUGUGCAUUCAUUGUCCUUGCUUUUAAGGUUCACUUUCCAAAAUCAAGUAUGUCAGUAACAACUUAAGCUCUAUAUCUAGAACAGAUUUCUAGUUUGACAAGCAAAAUAGCAAUCUCUGCAGCUUUUAAUUGGAUGCUGUUGCUUACUGUAAAUAUGGAUGCAACAAAUUUCUUAAGAUAGAAAUGUUUGAAUUCCUAGAAUAAUAGAAUUAUAGUAUUGGAAGGAACCCCAAGCCUCAUCCAGUCUAACCCCCUGCAAUGCAGGAAUCUCAGCUAAAGCAUCCAUGGCAGAUGGCCAUCGAACCUCAGCUUAAAAACCUCCAAAAAAGGAGAGCCCACCACCUCUUGUGAGUUCUUCAAGGUCAGGCAUCCCCAAACUCAGCCCUCCAGAUGUUUUGGGACUACAAUUCCCAUCAUCCCUGACCACUGGUCCUGUUAGCUAGGGAUGAUGGGAGUUGCAGUCCCAAAACAUCUGGAGGGCUGAGUUUGGGGGUCUCUGUUCAAGGUGUUGUGUGUACAUCAGGUGGGAUUGAAGCCACCGUUUCCAUCUUAACCUAUCGUAAUGGGGCUUGUAUAUGGGCUCCCUUUUUUUUACUCUUCCUUUCAACCAGUUUUUAAAAAAGGGGAAUAUAGCACAUAUUUCCUUUUAAAGGACUGGUUGAAAGGAAAUAGGUAAAGGGCAGUGAGGUAGAUGAUAACCAGUGAUUCAGCAUUGCAAAAUUCUUAGCAGGAGCUUAAAAAAAAAAUCUCUGAAGUGAGAGGCCCACAGGAUGAUUGAGUUUGUACGAUGGUUGUACAUGGGAACAAAAUGCCCUAAUAGCUGGGGUCUAAAUUGUCUCUGUCUCCCUGGAAAGACUUUCAGGUCACAGUGUAUCACUUACUGAAAGCAUUGCCUCGGCAUGCUGGGGGUAAAAUUCAAUAUGGAUUAUUGGGAAAUGGGUGGAGUACACAAGACAGCAAGUUUUUCAAUAUCACUGCUUAAAUCUGUGGUACACAGCCAGGCGCAAAGUGAUUAGAGCCAUACAAGUCAUCUUAGCUCAUAAAGAUUACUCUUUUUAAAGUACUAUUGUUAACAGCUCAGAGAAGGACUUUUCUACAGCAGUAAACAAAUGUAUGUAAGUAACAUCCAGUGAUUUUUAUCUCCUGCAGAGCUAACAAGAAAGCCUUGGGAAAGAACGAGUGCAAUGAAUGGAAGCAAGUCACCCAUUAUCUCGAGGUAGUUGUCUUUUGUUUGCAGGGUACAACCCCCACCCACCCCAAUGUGACUGGAACAGAGGAGUUUUAUUUUUAAAAAUUGGAUAUUAAAAUGCAAACCAAAGUAUUUUAUGGCUAUAGCUAGUGCUCCGUAUCAAAUGAAUCUUGUACCAAGGAGUGGAAGAAUCAAAUACCUUUUAGCCCUUCAAUUAUUUGUCCUUUAAAGAUUUUUGUUUGUUUGUUAUAACAAAGCAUGCAGUGAAAGAUGAAGAUCAGUAAUAAAAAAGGGUGAGGUUACUUUCCUUUUUCAAGAAAGCCUGAUAUUGAAUUAUUAAUUUUACAUUGUCAUAGCAAUUUUCCCUCAGGAAUUAAACAAGUAAUAUAUUUAGAAUAAAGUUAUACUAAGCUUAAGUAGUAGAUUGUGUAUGAGUUCAGCAUUAAUAAGGAGUUGAAAAAUGAUUUCGCUACAGAGUGUUUCCCCCAGGCUGAGGACAGUGAAACAAUUGCUGAGAUGGCUAGAGUGCUGGUGGAGAAAAAUUUGUUCUGAAUCGGACCAAACAUGGGUUAGAGCUCAACGCCGAGCCUACCAAGUGGUGAUAGCAGCAGCGAAGAAGACAUUCUUCGCCGCCUCUAUUGCAUCUGCUGAAAAGAGUUCCAUGAGACUCUUUCAGGUAGUUCGUAAUUGAACAGAACCACCUUCUCCAUUGGGGACCUAUAAGGACUCCCAAGAUCUCUUGCAGUGAUUUCACACACAAAAAUUGGAGAUAAAAAUCACUCAAAUUGGAACUAGUGAUGGUGGUGAAGGUCCUGUGUGAGUGACUGGAUGCGGUUGGAUGGCAGUUAAUGGACUGACAUUGAAUCCCAAGAAGACAUAAGUACUGUUUUGGGGGGUCAGGUGUGGGGGACUCCCUGGUUCUGAACGGGGUAACUCUGCCCCUAAAGACCAGGUGCGCAGCUGUGGGGUCAUUUUGGACUCACAUCUGUCCAUGGAGGCGCUGGUUAAUUCUGUUUCCGGGGCAGCUGUCUACUAGCUCCAUCUGGUGUGGUGGCUGAGACAGUGCCUGACUAAAGUAAUACCUUUAGUGGAUUCCUCCACUAGAUCAAAAGCCUGUGGACAGAAGGAGUCCAUUGUUCACUGAUAGUGAAGUUUGGGUCCAAGCUUCACCAGCAAUGAACACACUAAUUUGCCACGUAACCAAACAUCCCAUGGCCUUCCAUUAGCUGUGUGUUUUUAGAAGGACAGAGAAUUAUUAUAAUUAUAAUUUAAUAUUGUAGCUGCUUUGAAGACUUUAUAUCAAGGCAGGAUAUAACCUUUAAUGUAAAGGAAUGCACUCAGAAGUGAAACUUCCAUUUAAAAUCAACAACGCAGCAUUCUACUUUCAAUGGUCAGACUGCCAUUCUUCCAAUAUUUUUCAAUUUGAGCAAAAGACCAUCUGGGUCCAGCAGAAGCAGUUUGCUCAUUAGUCAAGAAAACAGAAUAAUUAAACUUCUUAACUACUUGGCGGGGUGUGUGUGUAAAGGCAUGGUAGGCAGUAGAUCACUGUUCUUAUAAAUUGAAUUGCUGGUAGCAUAGUUAACUUGAACCAUGUUUGUUUGUUCUUCACAGACCAAAAUCUGCAUCCUCUGGGCAACCCAGUACAAAUGGAGUACAGUCUGAAGGGCUAGACUAUGACAGAUUGAAACAGGUAAAUAUUUUAUACUAGAACUCUAGUCCUAAUGUUGUUUAUGAUAUUGACUUUAAUUAUUUCUGGUUGACAACAAACUUUAUUUCUAUAAUUUCUCCGCCAUUUGUGCAGCAUGAUGGUGUACAACAUGAUGGAAAGAAUAUAAAGUACAACAAUAAAACAUUUUUAAAAACCACAAAUAUGCUUAGUAUGCAGGUCUUAAAGCAGUCUAUUGAAAACAUCUACAGAAAACAUCUAAAUAUAGCUGCCUUCAGUCACUAUGAAACACUUUAAUGAAAAGGUUAUAACCAGUUGUCAAACUGCCAACAUAGGUGGUUAAACAUGCAUCCCACGGAUAUUAUUAAGCUUCUGGGCUUAAUAUCCUGGUUAAUUAACAGACAUUAAACCAGAAUUCCCAGUUUUGACCUUAAUAAGGAACUCUAGUUUUAAAUGAGCAGGAUCUCUGAAUGAAUGGCAGAGGGGACAUGGGCAAAGUGCACAGGCCUUAAACCUGUUUCUGGCUUCAUAAAUUGUGGUUAUGAAGUAGGUAAGAAUACCUCCUAAUCUGACAUAGAAUUGCUACUUUGCUAGUUUCAUUGUAAAUAAACACUUCUUUUUAAGGCAUUGCAUCAAUACUGCCCCAGUUUUACAUAACAUUUCCUCUGGGAGGGGGUUUUUCUGAACACAGUGAGGCAGCAAAAUCACCCUUUUCUUCCUUAUCCCAUCACCCUUGCCUAUCUUGCCACUGAGAUCCCUGAGUUUCCACAAAUAGAUGCAACAAUCAGCAUGUGAUCAAUUCCCAGAUUUGUAUGGUGGAGAAGAAUUAGCUCUACAUUUUGAGCUUGUGUUCACUGGAUUUUCUCUGUGCACAAGCUCCAUACAAAAGUAGGGGGAAAUUAUAAUUUGAUCUAGGUCAUAGAAGCACUUCAUUUGGAGUGUCGCUACUUGAAAUUUAAAAGUAGGCUUGUUAAAUCUUUUUCAAUUUUGAUACCUUUUAAAUUGCCUUGGGCAAAACUUUUGACUUUUUCAUUCUGUUCUGAUACCAUAGGAUAUUUUAGAUGAAAUGAGGAAGGAAUUAACGAAACUAAAAGAAGAGUUAAUUGAUGGUGAGUAUUUCAACCUAUGACUGGUUUUCAGGAUUUUAAGAAUGGAAUUGUAUGAAUGAGUUAGGGAUUUGAAAUGGAAAAUUCUCAGACCUCACAUGCUCACCUUUCAUUGGCACAUGAUCCUGACCCCCAAAUGUUCCACUAUCACAGUUAGAAUGGAGGAGUAUAGUAAAUGUCCUAAGACCCUGCCCCACUUUAUUAUGUACUUGGGCUGGCUGUGGCACUCCCAGAACAUUAGAUUACCAGAGCAUGGUUUACUGUGACAAGGCUAUCCAUCCAAGAAUAACAGUAGCUGUAAACCAGCUAGAGCUGGAAAAGGGCACUCAGCACCACCAGAGCCACUUGGGCUUCCCUGGACAAAUCUGGAUCCAGGAAAACACCCAGACUGUGUACCUGGUUUUUCAUGGGAAAUAUAAUCCCAUUUAGAGUGUGCUGUCUAUCUAAUUCUCAGACCCUAGAAACACCUAGCAACAGAGCCUUCAUCUUGUCAGAAUUCACUUUCAGUUUAUUAGUCUUUUUGGGACUACCACACUAUAAUGUAGCUCCCUCAGCCUGAAGACAGAUGAGUGCCACAACCCCGUAGUCGCCUUUGACUGGACUUAACCAUCCAGGGGUCCUAUACCUUUACCUUUUACCUAUAGCCACAUUGUCUGUACUACGGUUGAGGAAACACUGUCUUGAUACAGGUUUUCUCAAAUGAACAGACCACAUCCUUUCUCUGUUGAGAUACUGAAGAGUUUUAACAGCAAUUUCCCUCCUCUUUCCAAAUCAGCAAUCCGGCAAGAACUGAGCAAGUCGAAUACAGCAUAGUAGGACUUAGCCGUUGUGACCACUGGUCUUGGCACAAAAUCGACUACAUUUUGCGAGCUGUUAGAAGAAAAUGGAAAAAAUACACUUGGAAGAAGGGCAAGAUUCUGAAAGCUUUCAGACAUCACUUCGGUAUACGAUUUCCCUUUGCUGCUGUUUUCUGACUUUAAACCUGGUGGAAAAUGUUCUUAAGUUGCGGUAACGAUUUAUGCAGAAAAUCCUAUACCUGUCAGACGAGAUCACAGUGCAUUGAAAUGUUUUCAUAUCGAGAUGAAGCUGCACAUUCACAAUUCAUUAAGACUAAGAGAGAGAGAGAGAGAGGAGAGAGAGAAAAGCUUGGGAAGGCUUUUCAGAGAGGUUUUCUUAGUGAAGGAUUUAGCAAGUUAUACUGUUGUACAAAUGUAUCUCAGGUUAGUCUUCCUAUCAUAUGGGGUGUUUCCAUGAAUUAAAGAUCAAACAUGACUUCAGUUCACAAAAUAAAUAACAGAUAAGAGUAUGUUGUAAAAUACAAUAUUGGUGAAUGAGGGAUCUUCUAGGAUGUGAUGAUAUAUUGAGUUUUGGAAUCUUAUGAUAGGAAGCCUCUCUAGUUAGCCUUCGUACAGUUUUGUAGGGGAAAAUGCAAAUGCUGUCCUGAGUAUAAAGAUGUAGAUGCCUUCCUAAAUUGUAAUGCUUUACCAAAUCUAAGACUUCUCCAGAAAACAAAUCAAUGGUCAAAUGUAAAUUGUUAGAUUGUUAGAGACUUACCGUAGGUUUUUGAGCUUUUAAGAUUUAUGCAUGUAGACAUUUUUGUAAUAUAACACAACCACAGAGUUGGCUUUUUAAUUUAAAACAUCCUUGCAUGCCACAAAUAUUAAGUAGCCUUUUUACAGUAAGGCCUAGUUAACGCCCAGGCAAAACUUGGGAGGUGUAGGGUUGGGGGUAGGGUGACUUUUUUUUAUUUAAAAAAAUUUGUAUUAAUUACUGCACUAUUUUUCCUUAUAUUGCAUGCAUGUGUAAUAAUAAGGAAAAUGUUGUGACUUAUCAGUAACCAUGUUAAAUAGAAGCAGAUACUUAAUAAUUUUUUUGUAUCAUUUUGUUUGUAUUUCAAAAUUAGUAAUGCUUCAGUAAGAGGUUUGGAAACCCUUAAGCGAUUUUGCUUCUUUUUCUUAACUUGGUAUAAAGUUAAGCAUCAUGAUUAAACUUAGAGGUAAUUUUUUUAAAAAGAGGCAUACAAAAGUAGUACAGAGCAGUCUUUCCACAACAGCUACUUGAACCUGUGCAUUGAGGUCAGUUUCUACUUAAUUUGGGAGUGAGCAUAGUGCAAGGGUUAUUUAUGCUGCCAAUCCUUUAAUCCCAGUUUAAGUGACUAGGAGCAGGUCAUGAGGUCAUGUACUUCUUCCCAACCUCUCCCCAACGUAAAUUCCUCCUGCCCUUCUCCCCAUCUCUGAAUCGUGGUUAACGGUUGCAUCGUCACUGGCCGUAAACUUGACAAUACCAUAUUUUAAUCAGGACUGGAAAAGCUUUUGGUGCCAGUGCUGCCUGUAACCAGGGUUAAGGAGCUGGGGGGUGAGCAGGUCAUGCCAGGAAAGGUGCACAUUUUCCUACAGCUUGCUCCUGUUCCUUUAACCAUGCAGUGGACCUAGGUCAGGCAUGGCCAAAUUUGGCCCUCCAGCUGUUUUGGGAUUACAACUCCCCAGCAUCCCUAGCUAACAGGACCAGUGGUCAGGGAUGAUGGGAACCGUAGUCCCAAAACAGCUGGAAGGCCAAGUUUGGCCAUGCCCUGACCUAGGUAGUCUAGGUCAAAUAUUGAUGCACAAAGUCACACAAUGGAAAGUCUUAAGAACAGUGGUGGCAACAACAUAUUCUUCAAAGAUGAAAUUCACUUUGUUCCAUCUCCUGUUCCAGUGUCCAAACCUUUACUAAGAUAUCCCAUACAGACUUCCAGAAAGGGAUGGGGUGGGGAAUCCUGCAAUUUUAAAUGUUGUAAUUCGGCCAAUAAUGUGCAACAAUCUCUAAUUCCCACUGCCUCUUAAAUUCUCCAUGCUAUAUAAUAGUGCCAUAUUUAUCUUGUGAGCUAUGCUGAUUUGAAAAAAAAUAACUUGUGGCUAUGGACAGAAUUACUCAUUUUCUUGAAUUACCCACUUUCAUCCAGUUUAGUUCAUAAGAAAGCUUUAUUUACCAUAUCCUCCCAAGUGUUGGGCACCAAAGCAAAUUAACAGCUGCUUAUUGCUGCUUCAAGUUUUCAUUGAGGACAUUCUCUGUUUCCCCUCUUUCUGUAAGAUGGAAGUAUGACAUAUAAAAUAUGAUCCAAAAAUCAGUGGUUACAUUUUUUUUAAAGUGUUAUCUGCAUGCAUUAGUUGAAGGCAUUUUUUAAAAUAACAAGGCAAACAGAUGUUGCUCUCAAAUUAAGAGGAGGCAUUUUCAUCUUUUAAAAGUAAUUUCUGAUUAAACAGUAUAACCCUAAAUGCUUACUCUUUUCAGAAAUCAUGUCUGAUUUUGUUUGUAAAGAAAAUUCAGAGAUAGCCUAGCAGAAUGUUAGAGGUGUAAGUGGUCCAAAGGUAAGAAAACUGAGUUACUAGAUUGUGAACGAAACUGGUUAAUGCACUAAACGUUUUGUGCCUUGGUCUAAAAAUAACAUGAUUUCUGUGCAAAAGGAAAAAAGAAACAGGUCUUUGUACUCUUUCUACAUGCAUAGUUAUGUGAUCCUGAAUUGGACCGUUCCAGGAAAUCCAAUUUUAGUUAAACUGUAAAUUAAGGCUGUUUUAAUGACAGCUAUGCCAUUGCUAGAUAGUCCUGUAAUUAAAAUGAGCUACAGAGGAAGCUUAGGUUAUUUUAAUUACUGUUCUUUUAAAAAAAUGUUAUGAUGGUUCCUGUGCUUUUGUACAGCGGAUGCCUUAAGCUGAAUAUGGUUUAGGGGAUCACUUUUAAUUCCAGGAAGGUAUUGCUUUCCUCAACACUGUGAUCUGAUCUGUGAUAAAUCUGUCCUAUUCAUAUACAAGUGGCUAACAAGUCAAUUGCAAACAAACUGAAUGUACAAAUCUUAGUGCUGGUGCUGAAAUCUCUUCAGAGUUGUCAUGAAACAAAGUUCAUUGUUCAAAAAGUUUGCAAGCAUCAAGUGUCAAUCAAAACUGAAGAUGAAACACUAAUGAAUGUUGAAUUUUCAUGCAUUUAGUUUUACCUCCUUUUGAGUUUUUCAGUUAAUUCUCUGCUAUUUUUACCAUAUUGUGUCAUUUUAAAAUUUCUUAAAAUGCUAACUUUGUUUUGUUUGAGCAGAUGAAAUAAAAUUGCAAUAUAUACAUGCUGCUGCUAUUGUUUAUGAGACUUGAUGUCAUAAUGAGAAACUGAUUCCUCCUCCUUGGCGUCACCUAUUCCUAUUGUCCUAAAUUCAUAGCAUACUAAGCAUGCUACCUCCACAAAGAAUGUAACAAAUAACGCUCAUAAUUCAAAACUUAUGCUGAAUCCAAGAAAGUGGAGCUAUUUCAUCUUGAAGUUGCUUUUGAGCUUUGUUUUGUCUCCAUCCAGGCUCCCCAUACCAAUGAAUGAAUGAACACACACAAACACAACACCACACUACAUUAUGCUACACAAAAGCAACACCAUACAUUUUGUCCAAACAGUUGUUUGUGCUUGUUCCUUUGUUUCAUUUCUUUUAACCCAUUAGUCCCCACCCCUUUUUUUCUUUGCUGACAUCUUGUGUUGGAUAUAACGCAAAAGUGAUUUGUGACGCUUUCUUUGUCAAGCUUCCACCCUUUCACUCAAAUCACUUCUCACUUUCUAGGUAAUGUCAUUUAUGUGAUUUGUUUUGGGACUACAGUUCCCAUCAUCCCUGACCACUGGUCCUGUUAGCUAGGGAUGAUGGGAGUUGUAGCCCCAAAACAGCUGGAGGGCCAAGUUUGGCCAUGCCUAGACUAGAUCAUAAAAAGCUCCCUGUUUAAGUUAGAAAGACAAGAUCAGACAUUAAUGAGGUCAAAGAGAAAUUAUGGGCUUCAUUAAUUAAAUGGAAUCAGGGAGCACUUUCCCAUCAAGUAGAGAGUAUGUGGGUAUCUUGACAGUGACAUUAGAAAGAGGAUAAGUUGUUUAUAUAUGUAGAAAACAGAAGCAGAGGUGGAGGGACAUUAAAGGCAUAAACAUCUGAUUUGAGGCUGGAAGGGAGUACUAUGGAUAAUUGUUAAAACACUUAAGUAGGUAACCAUAUGCCUUUCACAUAGGAAACAGCAUUUUGAGGGCAUUGGAUUGUGUAAGCCCAGGUUUCCCUCUGCUGACUACUGUUGGAAUUUCAACUAUUUAGGCAUGAGCUUAGUUUGUUAAAAGCAAGUAAAAUGUGACGCUCCAUAAAUAGGAUUUAAAUACUUUAUACACCCAAAAGAAAUAUUUGUCCAACUAAAUCAUACUUGGAAAUAAAUGGACUUAUCUUACUUUGAAGAGUCUGUAUGAGUAACCACUGGAUACCACCUUAUGCAAAUAACUACACUGGGACAUUUCAUUUUCAAAAAUUACGUCCUAGUAAUUAAAGCCUGCCAAGCUAUCAUACAUCCCCCAUGAGGGAGGGGAGGGCUGUUGUCCCUUGUUGGAGGGGGGAGCCACCAAUCAUAUUAAAGCUUAGUGCACUGCAUAUAAAUUACAACUUAUUGAGUGCGUAGGUUUUGGGAGCAGAUGGAUACCAUGUCAGCCUGAUCAAAGUUCGUAAGAGCCACAUACAGCAAGGUUUUGGUAUGCACCACAAGAAGCACAGUCCUUGUUCCUGCAGCUUCCCCAUUAGCACUCCCACAUAUUGCCUCCACAAUUGGUUCAUUUCCCAGGAUCCAGUCAUUGCUCUCGAGUUUUUCAUGGCAUAUGUCCCUCCCCACGUCUGUCAUUCAUCCAGCUCUUCUUUGGUAGGUGGGUUGUCCUGUUCUUGCUGCUGCCACCUUUGCUCGAUUAUGCCAGAUGGUGUUGGCAGUCGCUAGCAGUUGUGUGUUGAUCCGCACAGCCACCAUGGGAAAACACAAGAUCACCAGAUUUGCUUGUGCCGUAGCUGUUGUGCCCAAUAGCAUUUAACAUUCUUUUUUUCUUGCCAUCUCUUUUCAGGCAUUUCCAAGGGUGAUGCUAUAAUCAUUAGCAGCUGGUGAACAAAGCCAGCGUUGUUAUUUUGAUUCUUCCUUCCAUUUCGGUCAUCACAGGAGCAAAUGCUUCAUAAUCACCUGCUUCUUGUAAAGACCUUUAAUGCGUUCUCCACAAUAGCGGUGCCUUCUUAAAGCAUUCCCUAAACCAGCUCAGCACUGAACUGAGCCUAGGCAGAAUUAAAUUCCUUUAAUUCUUUUCUUUUUAAAAAAGAAAAAAAGAAUGAAAUGUUGGCAGGAACAUUGUAAGAUUCCAUGAUGAUCUGUUUACAACAGGGAUGGAGCACCUAUGACCUUGAUAAGUGUUUGCUGGUCUACAUCUUCCAUCACCCCUGAACUUGCUGGCUGAGCUUCUUGAGACAGUCCAGCAAUAUCUGGAGGGCUGCAGGUUUCCCUCCCUUCGUUUAUGAAAAAGGGAUGGACAAACCACCUGGAGAGGGACAGGAAAUACUGAAUUGGGCUGAGAAUGGGGGGAAUCACUUGGACUGGGUCUGAGUGCAGGUGCUGGAUGGUAGGGAAGUGAUUGGACUGUGAACCCUGUGAGGAUAACUGCCCACUUUUUUGUUCCCCUACCCAGACAAACUGUCUGGACAAACGCCGGCUCCCUCGGCCUGUAAAGCGAGAUGAGCGCUGCAACCCCAGAGUCGUCUGUGACUGGACUUAACUGUCAGGGCCCUUUCCCUUUCCCUUUAUAUUGGGUUGAAUGGUUCGUGUGACCCAACCUAAUAGGGCAGGCAGAAAGCCAUGAGAAGGGCAUUACACCUCUCAGUUCUGGGCAGUCAGGGAGGCUGAAGGAAGCAGGAGAGACUUGUGCUGCCUCCAACUUUCCAAGGCACAUUAUAUAAAUAGAGCUGAUAGGCCCCUUACUGAAUACUGGAUCUUGACCUUGGCUUAACCAGGCUGACAGAACAGCACAUGUUCCACUUUGAGAGAUUCGUGCUGCCACUUAAUUUCCAAGGCUCUCCAUGCAAAUUUCAAAAAGCAGAUCUGGCUUGAUAGAAAAUUAACAAUAUCUGAAGCAAGAUGAGAUCAAGAAAAAGCUAUAGCAGGUGCAUUGUACCCAGGCACAUGGAAGGCAGUAGUUAUCUGAGAAAUUCAACCUCACGAGGCAGAAAUUUCAUACAUGCCACAUGGAUCUCUCUGAAGUUGCCACUUUCAAGAUCUUAAUAAAACUCUCUAAUUUAGAAUGUAACUUUAAACAAAAGCAACCCCUCUUUUCAAGCACAAGACCUGUCUUUGCUUCAUUUUCCUUCAAAGUUGAGUGUUUUCCUUGCACAAACGUACUAAAACAGCAAUGGUUUAAGAAAUAAGCGACCACAUGGUCUAUUGCAGCCUUUGCCAGUGUAGUCCAAAACAUCAAGAAGGCACCGAGUUGGGGAAGGCUAGCCUAGUGGUAUUUUAGAAGUUCAGUGUUUUAAAAUAUUUAAAUGACAUAAAAAUGGAUGACUGUCGUCAGUUACUUUCCAACAAUAGUAAUCCCAAGUAUCUGUUUUCAUCCUGACAGGCAAAAUCUGGGGAGAAAAGUAAUGUUUUGGUUUUUCACAAUCAGACACAACGCAGAAAGCACCUUGUAUGGAACUUGCUUGACAGUAGGAUCUCAGUCUGAGAGCUACUGUGCUAUCUACAUUAUGUUUAAGACUUCAUGUACCAUAUACCUACAAAACCAAAACAACACUUGAAAAGUAGUAAGUCCUAUCAUUUAGCAACUAUUUUUCACUAUUUGGAAGCCAUAAUUGCUGCUGAUGGUGCUGCCUACAUUGGACUGCUUACUGAGAACCUUUGCAACUUAAGUUGAUAGCUUCCUUGUAAAUCAGAGCAGGGAAGUCAGACAAACAUGAAAGUAACUUGGUGUUAUGAAAUUCUCUACUAGUAUCAGAUUCAAGUCCAUUGCUUGUACUUAACAUUCUUGUAUUAACCUUUCAUUCCCCGCUUAAUUUUAUAUAUACAUUCAUUUAACAGCAAUAAUUUCUUGCGAGUUUUGGGAAGGUGGUCUUUGGCUUGCUGUUGGCCCUUGCAUUUGUAAUAAAACCCGAUCUAAGCUAUAGUUAUAAUGGCACCUAACGUCUCUGUGUCGCUUAAUAAAAUGAACUCUAGACCUGCAUGUCUUUUCCUUGGCAGCUACUGUGGUCUAACAUAAAUUUGUCUUAAAGUUGCAAACCACUAAGAUAGGAUGCUAACAUAACCUAGUAAGGGGGGGCGUGUUAAGUAAAUUAAUUCAGUUUUUAUAUUGAUAAGUACCUAAUUCAAGACUUAGAUUUGAUAAAAUGUGGUACAUACAAAUACAUAGCUUAAUUUUGUAAAAACCAGUUACAGCUCACAUUGCUGAAUUUUAGUGUGUGCAUAUAUAUAUAUAUAUAAUAUAUACGUGGUGCAUAUAUGUGAAGUGUAUAUUUCACUAAUCUGUAAAAUAUCCAUGAAUUGAUUUGAGUUCUGCUUUUAAUAUAAAUUCAGUUCCAGUUGUAGCAUUAACUGGGACAGGAGUUUUCUGCCAAAGUGACAAAACAGGGGGGAGGGGAGAGUGCAAACACGGUGUGUGUUCUCUAUAAAACAAAAGUGCCUUAAUCUCACAUUAAAAACUGUAUGAAAUGCAUGCUAAUUUUCUGUAAUCACUUCUAUACCUAAUGUGCAUGGCAUUAAUAUGUAAGUCUGCAUAAAUAAUCAUCAUUGGAAUCAGGUUGCUUUCUUCUGUCCUAGUUCUUCCAUCAUGUCCAUUCUUUUUGCUUUGCUGGUUUUCUAGAUGGUUUCUUACUCUGCCACUUGGUAUCUAGUUACCUUAUGAAAUAAAAGUUAAUCUUAUGU